AUGAUGUUCUGUCAGCCAUUCAUCACAAAUAACAAGUAUCUGCCACCAACAACCCCCCGGUACCCCCAUCCAUCCAUCAAGCUUUCUCACAUGAUAAUAACAGGUGGUGGUCCACAGCUGUCUUUUACUCAUUAUGUUUUUAUCUUUGUUUUUAAUGCUCAUGUUGAUACAUAUUCUGUAAUUGAAUUAAAUUGUGCUUCUCCCCAAUUUUCCAUCCAUUCUAAACUAGAUUGUAAGCUCUUCAAUCUAGGGUUUCAUCCAGCAUCUCCGUGUUCAAUGUAUUGUCAUGCAAUAAAUCUCCAGGAAUAAAGGUCCCGUUCAGCGCAAUGCUCUGCACUUUCCCAGAAAAGGCAGAAUUACAUUGAAAAUGUUAAUUUCACACGAACUGCACCAAACUUACUGAACCGCAGCAAAAGAAACAAAACGAAAAAAAAAGGGAAACACGCCAUCUAUUAUCAUUAAACAUGUGCUAAUCCCUUGUACCUUUAACCCCUCUGCUGCCAAAAGGGGCCUUGCUCUGCAGGAAGAAGGGUUAAUACUGACAGUCAUAUAACCAGCACCUUAAACCACAAACAAUUCCUGUAUUGGAGAAGGGGAGGCGACAGAGACAGCAGCAGGAGGGGAUGAAGGAGAGAGGGAGAAACACACAGAGGAAGGGAGGAGGGUAGGAGGCUGAAGUCAUGAAUUAUUGAUAAUAAUGCUGGGUCUCUUUAACUGGGAGCUGAGUGUGACACCCUGUGUGUGUGUGUGCACGCAGAAUAGCGAAUGAGACACUCUGUAUGUGUGAGUGUGUCUGUGUGUGACAGAGGGUGGGGAAUACUCUGUAAUUCUGGGCUUUUAUGUCAGCUUGUGCCCAUCUCUCCCUCUGUGACACUGUCGCCUGCUGCCAAAGGAUUCCAUUUUUUUCUAUUUUAUUUGGAAACAUAUUUUUUUCAUAAGGGUUUUUGUGGGGGUUUUUAUUCUUGAUUUUUUCCCUUUGGAAUUCCUCUCCUCCCCCCCAAUUUUCAUUUUGCACCUGCCAGCAACAUCAGCAAACCCCCAUUCCACCUCUGAGAGCCAGCUCCUUAACCCUCCAUCAUUUGGGUGAAUCUGCACCCCGGGGUGGGGGAGAGAAGGGAACCCUGUGGAUUGCACUGUCUCAGACUGUCAUGUUGGCUGCAAGGCGUUCUGGGAUAUGAGAUGUUGGCGUGACCUAUUUUGACUGCUGAUUAUUUUACAGGAGGAAUUUAUUCACCAUUUCUAACACCUGCAGCCCCUCUAAGGAUAUUCAAAGAGGCGAACUUUACCUCCUCUGACUAUCCCAGUGUCAUCUUUAUCCGUCUGGUCCUCACCCUGCCUGGGAUACUGGAAUCAUGAGCUGAGCAUCUCACGCUGGAGGUAAGAGGGAUGUGGGGUUUUAUACAUCUGCAUGGAUACAUAAUAAUAUGGACAUGAGAUACAUAAUAACAGGGACGCAGGACCUUCUCACAUACACAGACACCCAGAUACCUACCUCACAUCUCCUCCUAUAAUACAGGCACCAGGAUACCUACCUACCUCUCAGCUCCUAAUACACAGACACCCGGAUACUUACCUCACAUCUCCUCCUAUAAUACAGGCACCGGGAUACCUACCUCUCAGCUCCUAAUACACAGACACCCAGAUACCUACCUCACAUCUCCUCCUAUAAUACAGGCACCAGGAUACCUACCUACCUCUCAGCUCCUAAUACACAGACACCCGGAUACCUACCUCACAUCUCCUCCUAUAAUACAGGCACCGGGAUACCUACCUCUCAGCUCCUAAUACACAGACACCCGGAUACCUACCUCUCACCUCCUAAUACACAGACACCCGGAUACCUACCUCACAUCUCCUUCUAUAAUACAGGCACCCGGAUACCUACCUCUCACCUCCUAAUACACAGAAACCCCGAUACCUACCUCUCACCUCCUAAUACACAGACACCCGGAUACCUACCUCACAUCUCCUUCUAUAAUACAGGCACCCGGAUACCUACCUCUCACCUCCUAAUGCACACACACCCGAAUACCUACCUCUCAACUCCUAAUACACAGACACAUGGAUACCUACCUCUCAGCUCCUAAUACACAGACACAUGGAUACCUACCUCUCAGCUCCUAAUACACAGACAACUGGAUACCUACCACUCACCUCCGAAUACAGAGACACCCAGGUACCUACCUAUCAGCUCAUAAUAUAUAGAUACCAAGAUACUUACCUCUCACCUCAUCCUAAUACACAGAGACCGGGAUACUUACCUCUCACCUCAUCGUAAUACACAGAGACCAGGGUACUUACCUCUCACCUCCUCCAAAUACACAGAGACCGGGAUACUUACCUCUCACCUUCUCCUAAUACACAGAGACCUCAAUACUUACCCCACCUCCUUCUAAUACACAGAGACUGUGAUAGUUACCUCUCACCUCAUCCUAAUACACAGAAACCAGGAUACUUACCUCUCACCUCCUCCUAAUACACAGAGACCGGGAUACUUACCUCUCACCUCCUCCUAAUACACAGAGACCGAGAUACUUACCUCUCACCUCCUCCUAAUACACAGAGACCGGGAUACUUACCUCUCACCUCCUCCUAAUACACAGAGAGCAGGAUACUUACCUCUCACCUCCUCCUAAUACACAGAGACCUCAAUACUUACCUCUCAGAUUCUCCUAAUACACAGAGACCAGGAUACUUACCUCUCACCUCUUCCUAAUACACAGAGAGCAGGAUACUUACCUCUCACCUCCUCCUAAUACACAGAGACCGGGAUACUUACCUCUCACCUCCUCCUAAUACACAGAGAGCAGGAUACUUACCUCUCACCUCCUCCUAAUACACAGAGACCGGGAUACUUACCUCUCAGCUCCUCCUAAUACAAAGAGACCGGGAUACUUACCUCUCACCUCCUCCUAAUACAAAGAAACCGGGAUACUUACCUCUCACCUCAUCCUAAUACACAGAGACCAGGAUACUUACCUCUCACCUCCUCCUAAUACACAGAGACCAGGAUACUUACCUCUCAGCUCCUCCUAAUACACAGAGACCAGGAUACUUACCUCUCAGCUACUACUAAUACACAGAGACCAGAAUACUUACCUCUCAGAUCCUCCUAAUACACAGAGACCAGGAUACUUACCUCUCAGCUCCUCCUAAUACACAGAGACCGGGAUACUUAUCUCUCACCUUCUCCUAAUACAGAGAGACCAGGAUACUUACCUCUCACCUCCUCCAAAUACACAGAGACCAGGAUACUUACCUCUCACCUCCUCCUAAUACAUAGAGACCAGAAAACUUACCUCUCACCUCCUUCUAAUACACAGAGACCGGGAUACUUACCACUCACCUCCUCCUAAUACACAGAAACCGGGAUACUUACCUCUCACCUCAUCCUAAUACACAGAGACCAGGAUACUUACCUCUCAGCUCCUCCUAAUACACAGAGACCAGGAUACUUACCUCUCAGCUCCUCCUAAUACACAGAGACCGGGAUACUUACCUCUCACCUCAUCCUAAUACACAGAGACUGGGAUACUUACCUCUCACCUCAUCCUAAUACACAGAGACCAGGAUACUUACCUCUCACCUCAUCCUAAUACACAGAGACUGGGAUACUUACCUCUCACCUCAUCCUAAUACACAGAGACUGGGAUACUUACCUCUCACCUCAUCCUAAUACACAGAGACCUGAAUACUUACCUCUCAGAUUCUCCUAAUACACAGAGACCAGGAUACUUACCUCUCACCUCUUCCUAAUACACAGAGAGCAGGAUACUUACCUCUCACCUCCUCCUAAUACACAGAGAGCAGGAUACUUAUCUCUCACCUCCUCCUAAUACACAGAGACCGGGAUACUUACCUCUCACCUUCUCCUAAUACACAGAGACCGCAAUACUUACCUCUCAGAUCCUCCUAAUACACAGAGACCGAAAUACUUACCCCACCUCCUCCUAAUACAAAGAGACCGGGAUACUUACCUCUCACCUCCUCCUAAUACAAAGAAACCGGGAUACUUACCUCUCACCUCAUCCUAAUACACAGAGACCAGGAUACUUACCUCUCACCUCCUCCUAAUACACAGAGACCAGGAUACUUACCUCUCAGCUCCUCCUAAUACACAGAGACCAGGAUACUUACCUCUCAGCUACUCCUAAUACACAGAGACCAGAAUACUUACCUCUCAGAUCCUCCUAAUACACAGAGACCAGGAUACUUACCUCUCAGCUCCUCCUAAUACACAGAGACCGGGAUACUUACCUCUCACCUUCUCCUAAUACAGAGAGACCAGGAUACUUACCUCUCACCUCCUCCAAAUACACAGAGACCAGAAAACUUACCUCUCACCUCCUCCUAAUACACAGAGACCGGGAUACUUACCACUCACCUCCUCCUAAUACACAGAAACCGGGAUACUUACCUCUCACCUCAUCCUAAUACACAGAGACCGGGAUACUUACCUCUCAUCUCAUCCUAAUACACAGAGACCAGGAUACUUACCUCUCAGCUCCUCCUAAUACACAGAGACCAGGAUGCUUACCUCUCAGCUCCUCCUAAUACACAGAGACCAGGAUACUUACCUCUCACCUCAUCCUAAUACACAGAGACUGGGAUACUUACCUCUCACCUCAUCCUAAUACACAGAGACCAGGAUACUUACCUCUCAGCUACUCCUAAUACACAGAAACCAGGAUACUUACCUCUCAGCUCCUCCUAAUACACAGAGACCAGGAUACUUACCUCUCACCUCCUCCUAAUACACAGAGACUAAGGAUACUUACCUCUCACCUCCUCCUAAUACACAGAGACUAAGGAUACUUACCUCUCACCUCCUCCUAAUAUACAGAGAUUGGGAUACUUACCUCUCACCUCCUCCUAAUAUACAGAGAUUGGGAUACUUACCUCUCACCUCUUCCUAAUACACAAAGACUGAGGAUACUUACCCCUCACCUCCUCCUAAUACACAGAGACCAGAAUACUUACCUUUCACCUCCUCCUAAUACACAGAGACCAGGAUACUUACCUCUCACCUUCUCCUAAUACACAGAAACCUGAAUACUUACCUCUCAGAUCCUCCUAAUACACAGAGACCAGGAUACUUACCUCUCACCUCUUCCUAAUACACAGAGAGCAGGAUACUUACCUCUCACCUCCUCCUAAUACACAGAGACCAGAAUACUUACCUCUCACCUCCUCCUAAUACACAGAAUCCAGGAUACUUACCUCUCACCUCCUCCUAAUACACAGAGAUCAGAAAACUUACCUCUCACCUCCUCCUAAUACACAGAGACCAAAAUACUUACCUCACCUCUUUCUAAUACACAGAGACUGGGAUACUUACCUCUCACUUCAUCCUAAUACACAGAGACCAGGAUACCUCCUCCUAAUACACAGAGACCAGGAUACUUACCUCUCAGCUACUCCUAAUACACAGAGACCAGGAUACUUACCUCUCACCUCUUCCUAAUACACAGAGAGCAGGAUACUUACCUCUCAGCUCCUCCUAAUACACAGAGACCAGAAUACUUACCUCUCACCUCUUCCUAAUACACAGAGAGCAGGAUACUUACCUCUCAGCUCCUCCUAAUACACAGAGACCAGAAUACUUACCUCUCAGCUCCUCCUAAUACACAGAGACCAGGAUGCUUACCUCUCAGCUCCUCCUAAUACACAGAGACCAGGAUACUUACCUCUCACCUCUUCCUAAUACACAGAGACCAGGAUACUUACCUCUCACCUCUUCCUAAUACACAGAGAGCAGGAUACUUACCUCUCAGCUCCUCCUAAUACACAGAGACCAGGAUACUUACCUCUCACCUCUUCCUAAUACACAGAGAGCAGGAUACUUACCUCUCAGCUCCUCCUAAUACACAGAGACCAGAAUACUUACCUCUCACCUCCUCCUAAUACACAGAGACUAAGGAUACUUACCUCUAACCUCCUCCUAAUACACAGAGACCGGGAUACUUACCUCUCACCUCCUCCUAAUAUACAGAGAUUGGGAUACUUACCUCUCACCUCCUUCUAAUACACAGAGACCACUCACCUCCUCUUAAUACACAGAGACUAAGGAUACUUACCCCUCACCUCCUCCUAAUACACAGAAACCUGAAUACUUACCUCUCAGAUCCUCCUAAUACACAGAGACCAGGAUACUUACCUCUCACCUCUUCCUAAUACACAGAGAGCAGGAUACUUACCUCUCACCUCCUCCUAAUACACAGAGACCAGAAUACUUACCUCUCACCUCCUCCUAAUACACAGAAUCCAGGAUACUUACCUCUCACCUCCUUCUAAUACACAGAGACCAGGAUACUUACCUCUCACCUCCUCCUAAUACACAGAGACCGGGAUACUUACCUCUCACCUCCUCCUAAUACACAGAGACCGGGAUAUUUACCUCUCACCUCCUCCUAAUACACAGAGACCAGGAUACUUACCUCUCACCUCCUCCUAAUACACAGAGACCAGAAAACUUACCUCUCACCUCCUCCUAAUACACAGAGACCAGAAUACUUACCUCUCACCUCUUUCUAAUACACAGAGACUGGGAUACUUACCUCUCACCUCAUCCUAAUACACAGAGACCAGGAUACUUACCUCUCAGCUACUCCUAAUACACAGAGACCAUGAUACUUACCUCUCACCUCUUCCUAAUACACAGAGAGCAGGAUACUUACCUCUCACCUCCUCCUAAUACACAGAGACCAGAAUACUUACCUCUCACCUCCUCCUAAUACACAGAGACUAAGGAUACUUACCUCUAACCUCCUCCUAAUACAGAGAGACCGGGAUACUUACCUCUCACCUCCUCCUAAUAUACAGAGAUUGGGAUACUUACCUCUCACCUCCUUCUAAUACACAGAGACCACUCACCUCCUCUUAAUACACAGAGACUAGGGAUACUUACCCCUCACCUCCUCCUAAUACACAGAGACCAGAAUACUUACCUCUCACCUCCUUCUAAUACACAGAGACCACUCACCUCCUCCUAAUAGACAGAAACCAAGAUACUUACCUCUCACCUCCUCCUAAUACACAGAGACCAGGACACUUACCUCUAAUCUCCUCCUAAUACAGAGCAACCGGAAUACAAAUCUCUCACCUCCUCUUAAUAUACAGAGGCCAGAAUACUUACCUAUCAACUUCUCUUCAUACACAGAUACAUACCUAUCAGAUUCUCCUAAUACACAUAGACAAGGGUACUAACCUACCAAUACCUCCUAAUACACAGAGACCAUGAUACAUACCUCUCAGAUUCUCCUAAUACACAUAGACAAGGGUACUAACCUACCAAUACCUCCUAAUACACAGAGGCCAUGAUACAUACCUCUCAGAUUCUCUUAAUACACAGAGACAAGGGUACUAACCUACCAAUACCUCCUAAUACACAGAGACCAUGAUACUUACCUCUCACCUCCUCCUAAUAGACAGAGACCGGAAUACUUACCUCUCAGCUCCUCCUAAUACACAGACACUGGGAUACUUACCUCUCACUUAAUACACAGACACCGGGAUACAUACCUCUUACCUCCUACUACAAAUAAAAUAUGUAUGUGCCCCUUUUCCUUUGCAUGCAUACCUUUUACCUCCUCCUAAUAUAUCUCUAAGCUCUCUAUGGACAGUUAGCUAUGUAUCAUAAAGUACUGAGCCUCCAGUACACUGCUAUAAUAAUGGGUAUUAUUAUUUGAGUCAGGGAUUAGAUUUGGUUCCCCAUGUUAGUUAUGUGUGAUUCCACUGGUUGGAACAGACAUGUCACAUUUGUCCAGGCCUGGGGCUGCUGCCCAUAAUAGAUUCUUUACUGCAGCAUGACUCCUUCUCCCAUAGAAAUGGAGACCCUUAUAUUUACAUUUAAGAAUCGGUUGCCAUGUUGAUUUUACUAUUAAAAAAUAGAUCUCCGAGCUAGCUGAAUAUGUAUAAUUUGGGAUCCUGAAUGUCCCUCUCCAUAAGAUCGGUUUCAUCAUGGACUUCAUUUACUGGCAAAGGACCAAUUACUGACUUUGGACCAAACUUGAUCAUUAUAGGCCUCUUUUUUUAGGAAGAAAAUUCAAACUUCUUAGUGUUGGAGGUAUUAAAUAUCAUGCGUGGUUUCUCAUUGGUUAAACUUUUUCAGUCCUAAGGAGCACUGAGAAUAUUAACAUCCUUUUAAAAAAGUCAUGGAUUCUCCUAAAUCCAACGCCAAUUAUCUGACCUAACAAUGAGACCAGUCAGAAAAGGUACCUCUGACCGAGGGUCUUAUUCUCUGGGAAGACACACUAACGUCUUACGAUGAGUGCCAUAUAUUUCUAUUCUAUUUAUUAAUGUGUGUAAAGUAUAUCUCUUAGUUUAGCAUCAGGUGGGCAUCCAUAAUAUGUUACAAGACAAGAGCUUUCCUCUAACUCAUAUUGUUAAAUUCAGGUGGUUUAUGAUUUACCAUCUUGCGUUGUACAGAAUUGUCCUUUUUAGACAUGUAGAAAAAAUAGUUUGAGCUGGUUUGUCCAAAUCAUAUUCCUGGCAAUCGUCGAACCAAUCAAUUCUGAAUCGUUUUGGCUGUGUAUUACCUGUACAGGUAAGAUUGAUCCGAAUCGUUUUGGCUGUGUAUUGCCUGUACAGGUAAGAUUGAUCCGAAUCGUUUUGCCUGUGUAUUGCCUGUACAGGUAAGAUUGAUCCGAAUCGUUUUGCCUGUGUAUUGCCUGUACAGGUAAGAUUGAUCCGAAUCGUUUUGGCUGUGUAUUACCUGUACAGGUAAGAUUGAUCCGAAUCGUUUUGGCUGUGUAUUACCUGUACAGGUAAGAUUGAUCCGAAUCGUUUUGGCUGUGUAUUACCUGUAUAGGUAAGAUUGAUCUGGAGAUUGUGAAUCGAUCUGUUUCGUUAUUGACUAAGAGGAAUUUUAAUCAGACAAAUAAAAAUUUUAGUCUACUCAGUUUUGAGAUUAUAUUGAAGGAACUAUCAGAAAUGUCAAAAAAAAUGACUAGCUUAUUUUUAAUUUUAAACAUAUAUUAUCAGUAAAAUCCCAAUACCGAAUAAUACUAAAGUUUGAUCAUCUAGAGAGAAGCAAACCCCCCUCACAAAAUCUCCUAUUUUCCCCCUAAAUAAUGACACUUAUUUGCCAAUUCACCAAAAUAGAAGUUGAUAAUGAAAUACUAGCUCUCCAGCUGUGAAUGCUUUCCUGACAAUAGUUUCCUGACACAUUCUCAAUAAUUCCAGCAAUUAAUUCCAUCGUGCUUCUUCUCUAAAAAUGUAGAAUUUAUUCUGUUUGUUUGACCAGACCCCCUGUGUGUGAUGAUCCAGACCCCCGUGUGUGAUGAUCCAGACCCCCUGUGUGUGAUGAUCCAGACCCCCGUGUGUGAUCCAGACCCCCCCGUGUGUAAUGAUCCUGACCUCCCCGUGUGUGAUGAUCCAGACCCCCUGUGUGUGAUGAUCCAGACCCCUCAUGUGUGAUGAUCCAGACCCCUCAUGUGUGAUGAUCCAGACCCCCCAUGUGUGAUGAUCCAGACCCCAUGUGUGUGAUGAUCCAGACCCCAUGUGUGUGAUGAUCCAGACCCCAUGUGUGUGAUGAUCCAGAGCCUCAUGUGUGUGAUGAUCCAGACCCCCAUGUGUGAUGAUCCAGACCCCCGUGUGUGAUGAUCCAGACCCCCCAUGUGUGAUGAUCCAGACCCCCCAUGUGUGAUGAUCCAGACCCCCUUUGUGUGAUGAUCCAGAUCCCCUUUGUGUGAUGAUCCAGGGCAGGGGUAGGCAACGUUCAGUACUCCAGAUGUUGUGGACUAGAUCUCCCCUGGUGCAUUGCCACCGUUAAGGUUGUAAGAGCAUUAUGGGAGAUGUAGUCCACAACAUCUGGAGUGUCACAGUUCAGGGCCGCUAUCAGAGCAUGACAACCAUGACGGUUAUCACCAGGGCCCUCUCUGCCCGUGCGGUCCCCUGGCAGCCUGUAUAGUGAAGGCUCAACACAUGUGAUCUUUAGCAUCUAGAAACUCUCUUCAACUCGCGAGCCUCCUGCCACUACACACAUCAACCACUACACAUACAUACUGCAUCCACUACACACACUGCAUCCACUACACACACACAUUGCAUCCACUACACACAUUGCAUCCACUACACACACACAUUGCAUCCACUACACACAAAUUGCAUCCACUACACACACACACUGCAUCCACUACACACAUUGCAUCCACUACACACACACUGCAUCCACUACACACACACACACUGCAUCCACCACAUACACACACACUGCAUCCACUACACACAAAGAUUGCAUCCACUACACACACACAUUGAAUCCACUACACACACACAUUGAAUCCACUACACACACACAUUGCAUCCACUGCACACACAGAUUGCAUCCACUACACACACAGAUUGCAUCCACUACACACACACACAUUGCAUCCACUACACACACACACACAUUGCAUCCACUAAACACACACACACACAUUGCAUCCACUAAACACACACACACAUUGAAUCCACUACACACACACACACAUUGAAUCCACUACACACACACAUUGCAUCCACUACACACAUUGCAUCCACUACACACACACAUUGCAUCCACUACACACACACACACAUUGCAUCCACUACACACACACACACUGCAUCCACUACACACACACUGCAUCCACUACACACACUGCAUCCACUACACACAUUGCAUCCACUACACAGAUUGCAUCCACUACACACACAGAUUGCAUCCACUACACACACACAUUGCAUUCACUACACACACACACUGCAUCCACUACACACACACUGCAUCCACUACACACACACAUUGCAUCCACUACACACACACAUUGCAUCCACUACACACACACAUUGAAUCCACUACACACACACAUUGCAUCCACUACACACACAGAUUGCAUCCACUACACACACACACUGCAUCCACUACACACACACUGCAUCCACUACAAAAACACAUACACUGUAACCACUAUUCAAGUACACUGCAUCCUUGUGGGUGGACUCAGGGCUGGACACUGUGGGCAGAUUUAGGGGUGGCCCCUGUGGGCAGACUCGGGGUUGUACUGUAGAAAUCACGAAUCACUGCCCUUUUCUAGAGCCAUACCUUUACCUUGGUCACUGGUCCUUAUGGAAUGUUUUACAUGAAUCCCGACCUCAUAUAUCCCAAAUGAUCAAACUUAUUUCUCAGGAAAUUUCAUGGUAAAGGACCACUAUAGUGCCAGGAAAACAAACUACCUAAUACACAGAGACCGGGAUACUUACCUCUCACCUCCUCCUAAUACACAGAGACCAGGAUACUUACCUCUCACCUCCUUCUAAUACACAGAGACCACUCACCUCCUCCUAAUACACAGAAACCAGAAUACUUACCUCUCACCUCAUCCUAAUACACAGAGACCAGGAUACUUACCUCUCAGCUCCUCCUAAUACACAGAGACCAGGAUACUUACCUCUCACCUCAUCCUAAUACACAGAAACCAGAAUACUUACCUCUCACCUCAUCCUAAUACACAGAGACCAGGAUACUUACCUCUCAGCUCCUCCUAAUACACAGAAACCAGAAUACUUACCUCUCACCUCAUCCUAAUACACAGAGACCAGGAUACUUACCUCUCAGCUCCUCCUAAUACACAGAGACUGGGAUACUUACUUCUCACCUCCUUCUAAUUCACAGAAACCAGAAUACUUACCUCUCACCUCAUCCUAAUACACAGAGACCAGGAUACUUACCUCUCAGCUCCUCCUAAUACACAGAGACCAGGAUACUUACCUCUCACCUCCUCCUAAUACACAGAGACCAGGAUACUUACUUCUCACCUCCUUCUAAUACACAGAAACCAGAAUACUUACCUCUCACCUCCUCCUAAUACACAGAGACCAGAAUACUUACCUUUCACCUCCUCCUAAUGGAAAUCACAGUGAGAAGCGCGGAAGCGCCUCUAGCGGCUGUCAAUGAGACAGCCACAAGAGGCUGGAUUAACCCUAAUGUAAACAUAGCAGUUUCUCUGAAACUGCUAUGUUUACAGCUGCUGGUUUAAAACUAGAGGGACCUGGUCUGGGUGCCUUUAGGGGUCCUUUAAGCCAAAAUUGCCAAAUUUUUUACAAUUUUUCAAGCAAGCAAUGUUUUUCAUUCAGCUUUUUCUUUUUUACAUGUGAAAUUCACAUUGAAUGUAUUUAGUAUACCUUAUGUUCCACACUUUAUUGAAUAGUACUGUCUGCGAUUUCCAUGAUAUUUAUGGGGUGUAAUUAUACAGUGGGGGAUUUGCUGUGCAUGUACACAGUUUAUGGAACUCAAACCCAGAGUGUCCGAGUCCAGUCCUGCUAUUCCGUGCAUGGAAAGAUUACGACCUUACAGGGUCCUUGGCGGGUUACCAGUAUUAGGCCCCUUCUUGCUUAACAUAGAGAAAGUGGACAGAGCCAAGCAAAUUUAUGGUUCCAAGGCCCCUGUUAAACCACUGGGCACUAGGCGACUGCCUACGGUCCCCUUAUGGUUAAUUCUGCUCUGAUUUUAUGCUAUAACUUAGCUCAAACUGCUACCAAACUGCUCAGACUGCUACCAUGUCUUCAAUGUUCCACUGAACAUUCUCUUGAAAAUAUAAUAGCCAGAUAGCACACAAACCAACACACGCCUGUUACCCUAUGGAGAGCAUUGUAAAUGGGAUUGUACCCUUGGAACACAAUGUAUCUCCUAGGUUACAAUCCACUCUAAUAUUCCCAUCACAUGACCACUGCUCCUGGCCAAUACCCACAGCUGAUAUUUCAUUAAGGUCAGGGCAGAGAGCAUCGUUAUUAGGGGGAUAAUUAAGUCAUCGAAGCAGGGACUCAUUUAAUGUAUAGAUUGCUUAAUGUAGACUCAGCUCCCCCAGUGCAGCCAUCAUGCCUCAGGCUCCUGUGCCAGCUAUACACCAGCUCUUUACUGCAGCUCUGCACCCGGUUAUUAGACGUGAAAUCAGGUUGUAUUCUUCAGCUAUGACCUCAUCUUGCCUUUCAUUCAUAGGCUUGCUUCCAUUCAACCCUGCACAGGAAAUGUAUCAUUACCAUAAAAUUCAGCUCUGCCGUGCCUUGCUCGUUUAAAAUGACUAAUUACAAAGCAGACGCACUGGGUUUAGCUUAUGGUUUUAGCGAGAGGAUGGAAUCGCUCACCGAUAUGUCUGAUUAACAAUCAAUCAAUAUAAUUGAUUGGUUACGUCAGCGUCGCAUAGAUAGAGGUCAAUAGAUUUGUUUUAUCAGCUUCUCAAAUUUGCAUCUGACCCCGUAGAUCUGGUACUCAGCACCAUUAUGUCACAUGUCAGUGCCUUGGGUACAAAUAUUGCGCGUUAGUCCAAAUCAGUUUAUUGUAGUGGUUAUGGUGUAUUUAUCUAUAUAUUUAUAGAUUGAAUAAUCAGAAUGUACUCAGAUCCAGAUCUCAAAGCCUAUCCGUGCUGUGCUAUUUCCACAGAUAAUGAGGAAAUUAAACUGCUCAUUAUUUGAACAGCAGGAAAGGAAAUGACUUUUGGUGGGUAAAGAGAUACAUUUACUGUCAAAUUUCUCGCAAUCAGUUUGAUACAAAUCAACAAUACUGCACCUAAAUAUUUCUUGCACCUUAACAACUACAAUAAGCUGUAAUAAUACAACAAGCUGUAAUAGGGCAACAUGCUGUAACAAUAGGCGUUGUAAUGAUUCAAUAGUUUGUAAAACUGAAAAACUGUAAUCAAACAACAAGUUGUUAAAAUGCAAUAAGCUGUAAUAAUACAGUAAACUCCAUUAAUGCAAUAAACUCUAAUGAUACAAUAAGCUGUAAUAAUGCAAUAAGCUUAAAGGGACACUAUAGUCACCAGAACAACUACAGCUUAUUGAAUUUGUUCUGGUGAGUAGAAUCAUUACCUUCAGGCAUUUUGCUGUAAACACUGUCUUUUCAGAGAAAAUGCAGUGUUUAUAUUACAGCCUAGGGAUACCUCCACUGGCCACGUCUUAGAUGGCUGCUAGAUGUGCUUCCUGUGGCAGUACUGCACAGUGUGACUGACAUUGGUGUCUCCUCUCUCCAUUAAUUCGAUGUAUCUCUAUGAGGAGAUGCUGAUUGGCCAGGGAUGUGUUUGGUUUGUGCUGGCUCUGCCCCUGAUCUGCUUCCGUCACAGUGUCAGCCAAUCCUAUGGGGAAAUAUUGUAAUUGACUGAUGAGAAGUCUUUGCAAUGAAGGUGCUGUGGGCAAUUAGUGCCUCUUGAGGUCAGCUGCAAUGAGCUAUCCAAACCAGGAAGUAACAGGACUUGUCUGAUAGACAGCCAGGGGGAGUGUAACAAGGCUAAUUUAUAAAAGUGUAAAAUUCUAUGGAAAUCUGUGCUUUUAGAAAUACAAUAAACAGAGGAUGCACUCUUCACACACAAAGCACCUCACCAAGCUAAAGUGCUACAGGGAUCUGGAGUGUGUCUUUAAUAUGUUUACAUUUUACUAUCACUUAAAGGGACAGUUUCGUCAUAUUAAGGCACCAUGACAAUUAAUUUAAAUGAUGCACUCCUACCUUCAGGAGGUUAAACUGUGUUCGAAUAGUUUAACUCUGAAGUUGCCUUCAGCGCUGUUUUCAGUUCUCCCCCCUCAAUCCCCCCAAUUUUACUUACAGGAAGCGAGGAGUGACGCCGGACAGGGGUGCCACUGAUUGGCUGAGAGCAGUUAGAUGACCCUGGAAGGUAAGAAUGCCUCAGGGGGCCUCUGUGCACCAUAACAACUUCAUUUAGAUGAAGUUGUUUUAGUGCCUGGAGUGUUCCUUGAAUUUAAAAUGAACUAGUAACAUCCACAUGUAUUUUAAACGAGUCACUGACCUGGAAUUUACAAAGUAAUUUUUGUCCAUAUCUUACUUAAUAUAUCACAUUGACUUAUGACAAUAAAGAGUUUGAAAAUAAAAUGAACUGGCCACAGAAAAAUUAUUUUAUGAUAAUCGAUUUUUCACAAAAAAUGUUUGUGUGGUUUAUUCACUAAACUAAUAAUUGUAGUGACUUGAAAGCCAAAUUGCAAAAUUUAGGGGAAAAUGCUGAUUUGGACACAUUCUCAAUCUCAAAAACAGCUAUAGUCACAGCUCAGUUAAUAUAGUCUAAGCUUUGCCGCUGUUCUGUUUUCAGUUCAUUACAUUUUGGAGUUUAGACAAUAAAACACUAUAUUGUACAUCAGACAGUUAGUAAAUUCUAGUAAUGGACCAUUUGAAAGUAUAUAAACUACGUUAUAACUUUAACCAUAUAACCAUUGAUACUUAAAGGAGCACAAUAGUGUCACGAAUACAUGUAUUCCUGACAUUAUAGUUCUAAAUGCACCAUUUAGCUCCCCAUCCUCCCCUCUCCCUCCCGACCCCCCUCCCCUCCGCCCCCAAACCUGUUAAAAAGGGGACAAGGAGUUUACCUUACGCAGGUUUCUUUGUGGUUCCCCCCGCCCUCGCUCUCCCUCCUUGGCUAAGAUCAUUACAUUUGAGUAGGACCAAUAGGGACGGAACACAUUAAGGGUUAACUCCCCACCCUCCCUUAUCACAGCCGGCUUAGAGUAGUUUGUCCUCCUGCUGUGCGGGAUGCAAAGACAGGAUUGGUUAAAGGCAGAAAGCAAGUAGGAGGAAUAAAGGUAAGAUAAGGAAAGGUGUGGUAUGUUUUGUAUCAUUAACCUUUUGUUUUUUGUACUUACAUAGGAAAGGACUGGGAGGCUAUUGCGCAUGUGUGAUAAAACGCAACGCUUGGCCAAUCAGCCUCUCCUCGUAGAGAUGCAUUGAGUCAGUGCAUCUCUAUGGGGAACGUUCCGUGUCUCCUGACCCAGGAGGCACCUCUAGUGGCCAUCUGAGUGAAUGCAACUGGAGGUGUUACUAAGCAGCAAUGUGAACAUUGCCUUCCCUUCCUCAUUAAAAGGCCUGCAUGGAUAAGCUGUGGACACCAGAUCUACUGCAUUAAGUUGUAGUUGUUCGCGUAACUAUAUUGUUCCUUUAAGGCUACAUGGGCAAUGUAGAGCACCAACACCUGCAGUGCCAGAGAUUGCCACCUCAUAGCUAAGCCACAGUGACCCCGCCGAAAAUCACAGGAAUUGGAACCUAGUGUGAGGUUUAUAGAUGAUGUUUAUUUCUUGAGUGUCUGUUAAUACGGAUCAAUUAUCUUAAUCAUGUGUGUAAUCAUCAGAAUUAACAGAUCCACUCCUUGUCAUUAGUCAUUUUACUGCCAGUCAGAUACUUAGUUACAGAGAACUUUAGAUCCAAGCACAGUUUAACACUAAGUUAACUUGGAAAACUGAUACUGUUAGUGUUAGUGUGCGUGUUAAGGUAGUGUAGGGGGUAAUGAUGUUACUGUGCUCUAAGUGUUAAUGUCUGGUGUUAGUGUAGUGGUUAGCGUUUAGUGAUAAUGUUAAUGUAAUAUACAGAUCAUGUUGGUAGUGUUAGUGUUAGUGUAGUGGUUGGCAUUUAAUGAUAAUGUUAAUGUAAUGUGCGGAUCAUGUUGGUAGUGUAGUGUAGUGGUUAGCGUUUAAUGCUAAUGUUAAUGUAAUGUAUGGAUCAUAUUGGUAGUGUAGGGGGUAAUAAUGUUACUGUGCUCUAAGUGUUAAUGUCUAGUGUUAGUGUUAGUGUAGUGGUUAGCGUUUAGUGAUAAUGUUAAUGUAAUGUACGUGUCAUAUUGGUAGUGUAGUGCAGGGGUAGGCAACCUUCGGCACCCCAGAUGUUGUGCACUAUAUCUCCCACAAUGCUAUUAGAACCAUAAUGCUGGCAAUGCAUCAGGGGACACAGAGUCCACAACAUCUGGAGUGCUGAAAGUUGCCUACCCAUGAUGUAGUGUAUGGGUCAAUGUGCCGUGUGUUAGGGUAAUGCAAGAGUUAAGGGCAGGACAUUACUGUAAAGGUAGCGCUGGGAUGUCGCAGUGCAGGUUGGGUUUAUUGGGAGUUACAGUCAUGGAUGGCAGCUAUUUCAGAUGCCGUCUUUAAAGUGGAAGCAGGUUCUGCUCGAGGGUGUAACUCCCACAAGUCUCCGGGACAUGUAUAUCUUGAUGAAUUAUGACAUAUUUUGAAUAUGACAUAUAAGACAUAUUUUUAAUUUGUAAACUGAUUGAGGCAUUCCCUGUGAGAAGCUGGCCGCAGUUUGUUUGUUUGUUUGUUUGUGAGAAGCUGGCCACUGUUUGUUUGUUUGUCUGUGAGAAGCUGGCCGCUGUUUGUUUGUUUGUGAGAAGCUGGCCACUGUUUGUUUGUUUGUCUGUGAGAAGCUGGCCGCUGUUUGUUUGUUUGUCUGUGAGAAGAUAGUCGCUGUUUGUUUGUUUGUCUGUGAGAAGAUGGUCGCUGUUUGUUUGUUUGUCUGUGAGAAGCUGGCCGCUGUUUGUUUGUUUGUCUGUGAGAAGAUGGUCACUGUUUGUUUUUUUUUUGUUUUUUUUAAACUUUUUUAUUGAGGUAUUAAAAGCAUUACAAUGAUGUCAGCAGCACAGUGUAGUUAACAAAACAACAGGUUCUUUUGCAGGCACAAGAGUCUCAACGUUAUUGAUAUUGGGGCGAGAACAGAGAAGUUCCCACUUUUUGUGUUGCAAGGGGGGGGGGGGUUUGGUGUGAUAAGGUGGGUUACAUACGGCUUUGAUGUCUUAUACCCUAGCAGUGCAAUAAGGGAGGUAUGCCAGAGUACACUGCAUGAUAACGAGUGCGUGGUGUGGGAUGGUGCUCCAGCUGGUCAUCGGGCAUUGUGUGUAGGCGCACACUGUUAUCUUGUGGCUAGAGUAGAGCAAUGGUGCAUGGGUGAGGGCACUGGAUGGUGGCAUGUUCAGGUGCCUAGCAGUUUGGAUAGUCUAUACGGCGUAUCAGCCUGGAGGGUGGGUUAUGCGCGAGGGAAGACAGGGGUUUAGGUCUAGCUGGGGAAGUGGUGUCAGGCAAUUUGUCCCUGCUUUCCUUGGAGGAAUUGGAGCCAGGGGGUCCAUGUAGUGAGGUAUUCGUCAUAUUUGAGAGUGAAGGAGUAGGAAAGUUCCUCCAUUGUUCUGAUAGAGUCAACCCUGGCGAUCCAGGCUCUGAUAGUUGGGGCUGUAGUCUGUUUCCACAUUGUGGGGAUUAGAGCGUUGGCAGCCGUUAGGAGGUGGUUGAGUAGGAUGCGAUUGUGCUUGGUCAGUGGUUGGGGGUAUGAUAGGAAUAGCAUGGUUUCAGGGGUGUGGGGGAGGCGUACGCCAGUGAUGGUGCGUAUGAGGUUGGCCAUCUGUCUCCAGUAAUCCUGGAUUACGGGGCAGAGCCACCAGAUGUGUCCUGAGGUUCCCUCAGUUUGUUUGCAUCUCCAACAUGUUUUGGGUGUGUUAGGGAAGAAUCUGUUGAUGCGAGUCGGCGUGUAGUGCCAUUUAGCAACUCUCUUGUAGUUGCUUUCGUGGGUGCUAUUGCUCUUGGACGUGUGGAAUAUGUUAUGGAAGAUUUUGUGCCAAUUUUUAGCCGGUAUUUGAGUGGACAGUUCUUUGUCCCAGUGUGUGGUGUAGGUUGGCAGGAUUUCGUCUUGGCUGUGGCGGAUCGUUUUGUAGAAGGAUGAGAUUAGUCCUUUACGUAGUGUGUGGUGGGAGCAUAAUAUUUUGAAAGGUGUGGGAUUUCUGUGUCCCUGGAGGAGUAUGGGGUCUGAGUGUAGGAAGUGUGUAAUUUGCGCGUAUCUAAACCUAAGCAUGCUAGAGGGUUCGGCAUUGGGGGUGAGGUCCUCAAGUGGGAUGAUCCCUUUGUCGUUGCGAACAUCUCCUAGGGUGAGUGUGUGGGUUUGUUUAGGAAAGCUUUGGAGAGCGAUUGGGUUAGAGCCUGGCAGGAAGGCUGGAUUGUCGGUUAGUGGGUAGAGCGGGGACGGGUGUGGAGCUAUAUGUUGGUCCCCCCUUAUGUUGUGCCAGGUACGUAGGGUAUGAGGGAUUGUUGGGUGUAACUCUGAGUUGUGUGUUGUGAUGAUGGGCUUUUUUCCUAGCCAGGGUGCCAGGUGUAUUGAUGAUGAGAAGAAGCUGGCUUCAAUCUUUACCCAUUGUGUGUCGUUGUGGGGAUGUGCCCAUUCGUAAAUUCGUGUAAGUGUGAUAGCCUUGUGGUAAGCCUCCAGGUCUGGGAGACCUAGGCCCCCUCUCUGUUUACUUUUGGUGAGGCAGUCAUAUCGGAGUCUGGGGGGGUUGUCGGCCCAUAUGAAUGUUGUAAACGUCCGCUUAGCUUGGGCAAAGAAUGAGGUAGGAAUUUUGAUGGGGAGGGUUUGUAGCAGGUAGAGAAGUUUGGGGAGUACAUUCAUUUUGAGGAUGUGGGUCCUGCAGAGCCAUCCAAAUUGUGGCCUGUUCCAGGCCUUAAGGUCUGCCGCAAUCUUGGCAAGGAGAGGGGGAAAAUUGAUGUCGUAUGUGCGGUCUAGGGAGGUAGUGAGGUGGACUCCAAGGUAUUUGACCGAAUCUGAGGGCCAUUGGAAUGGAUAUGUGUUGCGGAGUAGUGAUCGGGUGGGAUAUGUUAAGGGGGAGUAUCUCGCUUUUGCUAACAUUGAUUUUGUAGUUGGAGACUUGGUGGUAUAGGUCGAUUUGUUGCAUGAGGUGGGUCAGUGAUGUCGUCGGGUUUGAGAUUGUGAACAGAAGGUCGUCAGCAAAUGCUGUGACCUUGAAUUCACUUCGUGCUAUUGUGAGGCCUGUUAUAUCGGGGCAAUCCCUAAUUCCCUGCAGAAAUGGUUCCAUUGUGAGAAUAAAUAACAGGGGGGAUAGGGGGCAUCCUUGUCUCGUGCCGUUUGUUAUUUGAAAUACGUCCGAAAGUUGGCCAUUAACCCUGAUCCGUGCUCCUGGUUUGGAGUAAAUGGCUGAGAGCCACUUGCUCCAGUUUGGGCCGAAGCCUAGCGCUUGUAAUGUCAGUUUAAGCAUAGUCCAGUCCACCCUGUCGAAUGCCUUUUCGGCAUCUAUGGUAAGUAUGAGGCUUUGGGCUUGCGCCGAUUUGGCGGCGUAGAUGAGGCUAAGCAAUUUCGUUGUAUUGUUUUUAGCCUCGCGGCCGGGCACAAAACCGGAUUGAUCGGGGUGGAUUAGCCCCUUGAGUAGCGGUUGGAGUCGUUCGGCUAGGAUCUUUGUGAAAAUCUUAAGGUCCCCGUUAAUCAGAGAAAUGGGGCGGUAGCUCCCACAUUCUUCGGGGUCUUUCCCCGGUUUGUGUAUGAGGGUGAUGUGGGCUUCUAGGGAUUCGGUGGGGAGAUUGUGCCCGGAUGUAAGGGCGUUAAAUGCGGUUACAAAUGGAGUUUUAAGGACACUGGCGAACGCUUUAUAGUAUUUGGCUGUGAAGCCGUCCGGUCCUGGGCUUUUCCCUAAGGGGAGUCGUUUAACUACUGUCGUGAAUUCUUCAGGUGUCAGGGGGCUGUCGAAGGUUUGUCUGAUAUUCGGGGGGAUAGUAUGGGUGAUCCUCGUGGCUAGGAAGUUGGUUACAUCCUCACCUGAGGGCGGGGUUAGUCUCAGGUUGUACAGGCCUGUGUAAAAGGUAUGGAAUUCCUUAAGUAUGUUUGGAAGGAGGUGCGUGCGAGUGCCAUCUUUUUGUUUGAUCGUGGUGAUGUAUGUCCGUUGGUUGGUUUGUUGGAGAGCUCUCGCUAGUAGCCUACCGCAUUUUCCUCCUUGUGUGUAAUAGGUGUGUUUGGUGCGAAGCAGCGUUCGUUUGACCUUGGAGUUAAGAAGUGUUUGCAGUGUCGUGCGUUUGUCCACUAGUUGUUUGUAUGUGUCUAGGGACAUGGUUUGUUUGUGGGUUUGUUCUAAUUGGCGUAUGUCCACUAGUAGGUCAGCUGUCUGCGCUUCUCUCUGUUUUUUGAGUUUGGAAGCUAGCGCUAUGAUGUGGCCUCUAAUUACCGCUUUGUGGGCCUCCCAAAUGAUUGGUGGGGGGGAGACUGUGGGUUUAUUUUCUUCGAAGUAGUGCUGUAAUGCGUCAGUGAGUGAUGUAAUGAUGGUUGGGUCGUUUAGUAGGGUGUCAUUCAGUUUCCAUUGGUUGCGGUUGGGUGUCAAUGAGGGGAUCUGAACAACCAGUGACAAAGGUGCAUGGUCCGACCAGGUGAUGGGGCCGUAGUUACUGGACUGGAUUAAGUGUAGGUGUCUGUGGUGGAGAAAGAGCAUAUCUAGUCUAGAAUAGGUGUGUUUUACCGAGGAGUAGUAAGAGUAAUCCUUGGUGUGUGGGUGGGUGAUUCUCCAGCUGUCAAAUAGGCAGGCUUUGUCUAGUAAUUGAGUCAUCCUGAGUCUGGUAUGGGCGUUGUACGAUGUGGACAUGGAUGUGGUGUCUAGGUUCGAGUCCAGGGACAUGUUUAGAUCCCCUCCCAUUAUCAGGAUACCUUCCAUGUGUUUUUCAAUUUUGGUAAUGUAUUAUGACAUGUGCGUGCCUUGUUUGGCGUUAGGUAGAUACAUGUUGGCAAAUGUCACCACAGUGUUGCCUAUCUUCCCUUUCACUAUGAGGAGCCUGCCGUUGGGGUCCUCAUGGUGGCUUAUGUGAGUGUAGGGUACAUGUGAGCCUAUAAGGAUGGCUACCCCUCUAGUCUUGGCCUCUUUAUAGCACCCAUAGUAUCCUGUGGGGUAGUGACGGUUACGAAUUGUGAUGGUUGAGCCCAUUUUAAGGUGAGUCUCUUGGAGGAAAGCUACGUCUGCCUUUAGGUUGCGUAGCUCUCGGAGGGUCAGCGCUCUUUUCAUGGGAGAAUUGAGGCCCCUGACGUUGAGGGUGACUAUUGUAAGGUUGGCCAUGUUGGCUGCAGGGGGGGGUGUCAUGUUGUGGUGGUCUUGAGUGGGUAUGUAGCAGUCAGAACGAGGUAAGAACAGUAACAAUAUAACAGUGAAAGAAACUAUAUACAGAGCAGCUCUGAUACUUGCAGAGCUGGAAGUUGGGGUAUUUUGAAAUGUGGAGUCAGUCAGCCUUGGUUGACGGUGGCUUUCCCUUUGGUGGCUAUUAAGUCCAGGGGAAGUUGAGUCGGCACCGCUAAGGCUUUAGGUGACUCUCCACUUAGUUGUGGGGUAACCGAAUUAGUUCAGUGUGGGGGGGAUUUGGUGAUGUAUCGGUACGUCUUUCCAUAGGGAGAGACGGGCAAUCCAUGGUAUGCUAUAUGGUAAUUUGGAUUGGUAAAUCGGGCUAGGAGGUAUGUAUAGUUUAUGGGACCAUUCGGUGCGUAUCGGACGCAUUGGGCGUGGGCGCUGGGGCGCUCAAUGGCCAGGGUCGGAGUGGCUCAUCAGGGCCGGUCCGGUACCUGAGUCAUAGUUAGUGCGCGAGUGCCAUCUUCCAACUCUGCAAAGGCUUAGGAUUUCCAGCACAGUAGUGUGGUUAGGGUAUCAGCACAUAAGACAUUAGGAACAUACUCAUAAAACAGUCAUCAUAGUUCCUUCAGAUAUUGCGCAAUUCGGUUCAACUCCACCCAGAAGCACGCUAGAAGCCUGUCAAGCCUCGGGAAGGGUUGAAGCCGAGCACGGUGUUAUGGUUAGGGUGUCAGCAUAAAAAAACAUUUGGAACAUACUCAUAAAACAGUCAUCAUAGUUCCUUCAGACAUCAUGCAGUUCGGUAUGCUGUUCGGUUCGACUCCACCCAGAAGCACGCGAGAAACCCGUCAUGCUUCGGGAAGGGUCGAAGCACAGCCCGUUAUUAUGGUUAGGGUAGCAGCACAAAGAACGUUUGGAACAUACUCAUAAAACAGUCAUCAUAGUUCCUUCCAGACAUAAUGCAAUUCAGUUUAACUCUACCCAGAAACAUACCAGAAGCCUGUCAAGCCUCGGGAGGGGUUGGAGGAUGGGGGGAGGGGAUAGAGAGGGCUGGGAGGGGAAGGGGUGUCUGAAGGUGAGGAGGGUGAAGGGGGGGUAAGGGGUUAGAGGAGGCAAGAUGUGCUCAAACAUUGUAAACCAGCUGGGAAGUAAGAUUGAUACCCGUCCGCAGGUCUUCUACUGGACUUCCCACCGGCAAGUCAUUGCCGUUCAGGAUGCAGAGUACCUAAAGUUUGUGGGAUCGUGUGUAGGAGUUCGUACCGCGGCUGAGGUUAAGUCCUGGAUUCAUAGUAGAGGCAGUACGAUGAAAAAGUGGAGUUCGGUGGGAUCACUGAAACUGUUACGGAGUUGGGGAGCUGGUUCGUCUGUUGCAUCGUUGGGGAUGUCAAGAUGGUUCUCUUGCAGAGAGUGUGUGAGGGAAUCUUGGCUUCCGGGGUAAGGUGAGUUAUUAUAGUGGCCCAUGGUUGUGGGAGUCCAGGGAGGUGUGUGAGGCUUGUUUGUGCUUGUAAUCCGAACUGGGCCAGGUUAGAUCCGGCAAUGAGGUCCGUUUCUUGUCGUCUGUGUUCUCAGGUUGGGUUCUGAAGGGGUAGGUGGCGUCCGAUAGCGAUGGUAUGGGGCGUCCUUUAUUGGGCGGGGGGUCCUGUUCUCGGUCUGUGUCCCCCUUGGUGAAUGGUUUGGUCGUUGUAGCGCCUCUUCGCUGGGGUUUGUCCUCUCUGUCGUGGGGCACUAUGUUGCGGAGGCUGGUGUAAUGGUCCAUACCAGUCAGGGAUAUGGACUUCUGGCAGGUCAAGGGCUGAGGUAAACGUUUGUGUGUCUUCGGCUGAUGAGAGGGUGGCAGUGACCCCGUUGUGAGUUGCUGUAAUGGCGAGGGGGAAUCCCCACCUGUAGCGGAUAUUCCUGGAUCUUAGGAGGUCAGUGAGUGGCUUCAUGGUCCGUCUUGCUUGGAGAGUCAUCCAGGAGAGGUCUGGGUAUAUCUGUACUGGUCGCCCAUGGUACAGCAGUGGUUGGGAGGUCUGGCGGAGGCUCCUUAGGAUGUCCUCUUUGAUGCUGUAAUAGUGCAGUCUGCAUAUCACAUCUCUGGGGGAGUCCCCCCCAGGGCCCCUGGGUUUGAGUGCUCUGUGCGCUCUGUCUAGCAGGAUGGGCAUUGUUGUGUCUCGUUGGAGGAUUAGGUUAAAGAGCUCUUGCAGUGUGGAGUGGAGGUCUUCCCCCUCAGCCUCAGGUAGGCCUUUAACCCUUAGGUUGUUACGGCGCCCUCUAUUGUCCAGGUCGUCUAGUGCUCUGUACAUAGCAGCCAUUUGUGUGUUAUGAGCUGUCACUGUACUUUGCAGGGCUUGUAGUUGUGUGCAUGUGCAGUCAUGUUCGUUUUCUAGGGAGUUAACCCUGUCACUGACCUGUCUUACUUCUGUGGAGAUGUCAUCCAUCUUCUUUUGAAAGGACACUUCAAGUUUCUGCAGCAUAGUAGCCAGGUCCUGCUUGGAGGGGAGAUUCCUGAGUAGGGCUUUCAGAUCUUUGUCCCGAUCAAUGUCCGACGUGAGAGAGAUGCUGUCUGAUGCCGCCGGGCUGGAGGGCCCUGAGGAGUGCUCCGCCGGGUCGUCCGGCGCCAUAUUGGAGCCUGCGGCCUCAUUUCGCCGGUCGCCCUGAUCCUUGAAAAAUUUGGUAAGGUUGCUGGUUUUCGCCACGGAGUGUUUGCCCGCCGUGUUAGGAGCAGUGGAGAGGCGUUUGGGGUGUCCCAUGUUGCGGUAGGUGCCCGAUGGAUGCGGAUUGCCCUGAGUCUCUUUCGGAGCUCUGCUAGCAAGCGUCCAUUCGCGCUCGCGGUUAGCUCCGCCCCCGUCACUGUUUGUUUGUCUUUGAGAAGCUGGCCGCUGUUUGUUUGUUUGUCUGUGAGAAGAUGGUCACUGUUUGUUUGUUUGUCUGUGAGAAGCUGGCCGCUGUUUGUUUGUUUGUCUGUGAGAAGAUGGUCACUGUUUGUUUGUCUUUGAGAAGCUGGCCGCUGUUUGUUUGUUUGUCUGUGAGAAGAUGGUCACUGUUUGUUUGUCUUUAAGAAGCUGGCCGCUGUUUGUUUGUUUGUCUGUGAGAAGCUGUUGGUUUUGUUUGUCUUAGUUCUGUCUGAGAUUAGGGCCUCAGAAACUGUAUGGAAGUGAUCCGUGCUUUAUUAGUCAACAUGUACAGUAGCAAGAAAAGAUUGCCUUGUCUCGUGAUCGCAUAUUUUUUAUAACAAUAACUGAGACAUUUUUUAAAUACCUUGCAUCCAUUCCGCUUUGCUUUGUAAUUACCGUCUUUUUACUUCAUGGAGAUGGGAACUGGUUUUGUGAUUCUUGCUGGGUGCGUGUAGGUACACUAUUAUUGGAGGGUAAAAUCAUGGGGUAACACUCCUCCGCACUAGGUGUGGGUGCAUGAGAUAAGGAUUGUUUUUUGCAGUAGUGCGCGGAAAGAGAAACCUGCUCGGCCACAAAGCAGUAAAAAGACCAGAGUUAAACAAAAGCAGAGCUUUAAUUUAAUAAAUUGUAGUUUAUUGAAAAACGAAUAGCAAAAAUAAAACAAAUAUAGCCCAGCAGUGAUAAUAGUUAGUUGAAGAAUUCUUCCAAAUCAUCUAUUUUUACCCAAUUUAUAAAGUUCAGGUUUCAAUCCUCGGGUUUUAUUCAAGUGAAAAAUAUCACAAAAACCAUUCGUUAAUAAAGAGUUAUCUUGCUGUAUUCCAUUACCUUAGACCAAAUCAAAUAUGCACUUACAAAUACCUCUUAAUCAGUACACAUCCUUUUCACUAAUUUACACAUUUUCCCGCACUAAAUGACACACUAACACUAAUUUACACACUAAACAAAAUCACAUUAAAUUACGUGAUUUUAUACUAUUUAACACUCUGACACUGACACACACACACACACUACUCUCACACACACACUACUCUCACACACAAAAUACACAAUUUUCACUUCCCCGUCUGCAGCUUAAAGGGGAUCGGUCACAUUCCAGGAUUUUUAAUAUUAUGUUUACUUCUCACUAUGUUUAUUAAUAUAUAAUUGAGAGGUGUGAGAAAUAACAUUUAAUUUAGAAAUCCACCCUUCUUUAAUAUGCAAUUGCCCGCCUCCAUCUUAGCUCCCUGUCAAUCGUUGGAAUAAGCUCCACUCUUUGCACCUGGCAGUCAGCACAGAGAGAGAGAGUACAGAGAAGAGGAGAAAUGAAACAAUUUUUCUAUUUCUCUCCCUCGUCUGCAAUGUUUACCCCAGUUAUUUCCUUGUCUGAAAUAGAUUGCGAUGUCAUUUUGCUAAAUGUAACUGUUUUAGUAUAAACUUAAGGAAAACAGAUCAUCUCGUUUACAAAGGAAAUAGUCAUGGGGUUACUUUGUAAUCUUUCAACGCCAUACCCUGCCUACAGCCCACUAUCUGGGUAAAUACCUGGGUGGGUGCGGGAAGUUACUUCGCAGAUACUCCAUGUUUCUAAACUGCUUUUACAGGCACUGGGCAAUCGUAAAGUUUAAAUUACAUCAUUAAAUAAUUACACAUCGAGUUCAACUUUUAAGAUGGAACUUUUUAUGCUGUCGAUCCAAAUAUGGCAAAUAACCCCAAUUUGAAGUGAUUUCCAAUUAUGUCACAAAAAUGGGGGGGAAAAUAAUUCCUAAAUAAGUAAUGGCAAUCAGAUUUAACCUUGGAUCAACAAAUUACCCUUUCGAUCUCUCCCCUUGUUGUAAGAGAGGGUAACCAGACUGAAUGAGAUGCAAGCUAUUAUCAGAACCUAAUUAUCUUUAUUAAUAUUUCAUAGAUACUGUAUAUGUAGUUUGUUGGGGGGAAAAAAGUCAUUUAAAGUUUGUUUCAGUUUUGUAAAACAAAAUCUUUGUUGACUAAAAGGCAAUCUGAUUUUUCUACAGAACACUUUUUUAAAACGGAGUUUAACUGUUCUGACCCAUUAGGUGUGUCUUGACAAUCUGGGUAGUCCUGUAACCAGAUAGAGCAGCCCAGACAUAGCACUCCAAGUUCUGUAACUGUUUAGAUCAGAUGCUACCAUUUACCUUGUUACAUGGGCAGAAAAGAGACUUGCGUCCAUCAAGUUCAGCCUUACUCACAUCUGUUUUUGCUGUUGAUCCAAAAGGAGGCAAAAAAACAGUUUGAAGCGCUUCUAAUUUAGCAACAAACUAGGAAAAAUCUCCUACAUUACCCCAAAAUGGCAGUCUUAUCUCUCAUUGGAUCAAGAAACUGCUACCCCACAAAUUAGAAAUUAUAUCCCUAACUAUUAUGUUUUUGCAAGUAUUUAUCCAAUUGCUGUUUAAACAUCUGUAAAGACUCUGAUAAAAUCACCUCUUCAGGCAGAUAAUUCCACAUCCUUAUUCCAAAACCCCUUUUCUUUGCCUUAGAGUAAAUCUUCUUUCUUCCAGUCUAAAUGCGUCACCUUGAGUCCUAUGUGUGACGGUAGUAACUGGUAUCACUGUCUAGUAUUCCUUUUCUCAAUAGCAGAGUAUCGCCUAGCAUCCACAGGAAUAAAUAUCGCUGGUAUCGCCAAAUAAUCCACACAUGAGCCAAAGCUUAAUGCUGGAACAAGACUGAUUUAAUGGAAGCAACAGGCAUUCUAUUUAUGCAGUACAAGCUCCUCCUCUGGGCCAGGCUAGAUAAUUGAGUUUCAGCAACAUACUAAACUCAAUUAUCUGCUGGCCAGAAACAUUAACAAUUUUCAACAUUUUUGGAAAUAUACUUUCUACAUGACAAAUGAAUAUAAAAACCACAUCCCUCGGUAGCUGGGGAUACUGGGAGUAACAUAUCCAAAUUGCACGAAAAUCCGUUUGGUAGUUUCCAUGUCGCAUGGUGCGGAAGUUUGACCGCCUUGCCAUGCGGUUGCAUCUGAUUUAGAGUUCCAUGAAAUUGGUAGCAAGAGCCGUUCUCUGUUCGUGCUGGAUUACACGAAAAACACCAUAGUUAUACUGCAGCUGGUUACAUGAGAAUGCUCCCCUUGUUCGGUUGAUUGGAACUCCCGAACGCCGGUCUGGUACUGCAAGUGGAAAUAGGUCAGACGGGACUUCCAUAAAGACCGGGUGUUCGUGUGAGUGCCAUGCCGAAAACAGUUCCAGGCACUCGACGAGUAAGUCCCGCUGGCCGCGUUCGGGAGAUUUAAGAUGGCCGCCAUCCUUUGUUCUUGCCACGUGUUCGUAUGCCGAAUGGCGGCCACCUAGGGGCACUCCUUUGCGUUUUUUUGUGUGCUUACUUGGUGUUCUAAGUUCUGAUUGCUACCCAAGGUGGUCUCCGUUCGGUAUAACGAAUUAUUUCCCGGACACAUAAAUAAAACGAAUAUUUCAAAGUCACUUAAAUGGCAAGGAAAGGAAAUAACCGAAUGAACACAGAUAAAUACAGGGAAAUCAUUUACACUAUGUAUAGCCCUGUUUAUGAAUAGAUUUCCAGACAAUGGUAUGUAUUGGCCCUGAAUAUAUUUGUAUAAUGCUAUCAUAUCCCCUCUGAGGGACCAUUUUUCCAAACUAAAAAGAUUAAAAUUUGUUAACCUUUUGUUAAAUUAAAUUACAUUAAAUAAGAGUCCCCCAAUUACAGCUUCCAUGGUUCCUUUGGGCCAGCAACGCAUCAUGAUCAUGUGAUUUGUAGUUCUGCAAGUUUUGGAGGCCUACCUUUUGGCAGAUUUCCCCAAACUAGAACCUUUGUAGUUCUCGCCAUGAUCAGAGGAAAUAUUAUUACAAAAGGGUAAAGUGGUCUCUGCACAGAGAAAUGAUAUAGUAAGACAGAGACAUUGUAUCCUCAGGCCACAGACUAAUGACUCACAGGAGGCAGGAGCUUGGACCUCCAAUGUCACGGAUCUUGCCUGCACACCUCCUCGCUGUCAUCUUCUAUUUUCUGGUUCCAGUGACUGGGGGCGCCAAAUCAUUUGAGAACAAGAAUACAAAAUGACAGCAAGAAAAGCGGCAAAGAAUAGAUCGUGCCAUCUCUACUUCUCAGCUAAUUAGAACCUAGGAAUGCAGGGGAAGGAAAGGUAGGAGGCAAUUUAUUUAUAUGUAAUAAUUCUAUAAUAAGGGAUUGUAUACUGACAACUACCUGUGUCACUCACCGUUCCUGGAAUACUGAGCCUUUAGCUACAAGUGCAGGAAUAGCUGUUUAUCAAUAGAUUUUUAUUAUGUACAAAGAGAAAAAGCCUGCUUCUAUUAUAGAUAUAUAUAUAGAGAGAGAGAGAGAGAGAGAAAGAGAGAUGGAGAUAGAUAGAUAGAUAAAUAGAUAGAUAAUGAUAGAUAGAUAAAUAUAUAAAUAGAUAGAUAAUGAUAGAUAGAUAGAUAGAUAAAUAGAUAGAUAGAAUAGGUAGAAACUGAUGGAUAACUAGGUAAUCAGACAGACUGGAUGAGUAUGAAAAUAUAAAUCACUUGGCUGUGCCAGAAUUUGCUUAUCUCUCCAAAUGCCUUGCCCAUUCGCUCCUCUAACUAGUGAUAUUUGGUACCCUUUUAAUUAUAAUUUGUUAAUGUUAUUUAUUAUUUCAUAUUUGCAUUUAACUGAAGAGACAUUCCCUAGGAUAUAAAAAUAUGAACCAUAUUGUGUUACAUUAGCAUUCCUUUUGAUAAACAGGUUAGAAUAAGCAUAUUUAGUAAAUAUAUAUUCAGAAUUCCUGUUUAUAUCAUUUUCUGUCGGUAUACAUCAAUGUGCAGUUAGCAGUCCCAUAACUCAUGUUGAGAAUUGAAAGCUGUAAUGAGUGUAUGCAGCCAGUACACUCUCUAACAAUGGAACCACGUCUUUAAUUCAAAAUCUAUUGAGUUUAUAACAACAUUACGAAGAAGAAAAAAAGUAAUGCAGUGAAUGCAACAACAAGAACAACAGUUUCAAACACAAAGGUGGAACUAGGAGCAUAGAGAAAGAUAAGACCAAUGGAAGUUGUGAUACCAGAUGAGGGAAAAGGGCAAGGAAGGACAACUAGAUUCUGGAAGGAGAUGGUCAAUGUCCUAAAGGUUUAUUUUGUGGUGGAGUCUAUGUAGGGUUCUUCAAAAGAAGAAAUACACCUGGUUCCCAAAACCUCUUAAAAUAGUCAGGAGUGUCACUAAGCUUUGCCGUGAGCCUGUCCAUGGACUAAAAGUACUAAAUUUUGAGACUUUUUGCAUGGAAAGCGCGUUCCCCUUCCAGUUCCGUUAUACAAAGCUGUGCUGUUGUAAAAAUGUGAGGUGUAAGUUUGAGUGCUGGUGGAUGAGCAGUUGAGGAGACCUAGACUUGUAUCUGGGUCAAGAUGAGUUGUCUAGGGUGGAGUUUAGAAGACUAAACACCUGAACUAAGUAUGAAGCAGCAAAGGAACAAUAGCAUUCUCAAAAUUUGGAUAUGGAACCCGUUGUGACUGCAGUCACAAGACCAGAAGUUGGACUAGGCGGGAAAAAUAUGGUUUUGGUAAACCGGUCGAUAUACCAAGAGAAGAGGGUUGUCAACCCAUCUCUAUGAUUACUGUCUGAGUUAAAGUCUCGUGGAUAUUUUAUACUAUUGAAUAACAGUAUACCUUGGACAUAGCAUUGUAUCAGGAUGGAAUAGAAUAGUUAAUGGAAAUAUUUCUGCUACUUCAGCGUCCUCAGGCACAAAACUUGGCGUUAGCAUUUUAUAAAUGACUUCCCUGCAGCCGAUGGGAAAGACCCAUUGAAAGGCCACCAUACAUUGGCUGCAAAUAUUGGAAAGACACACGGGUAGGCAAGUUACCAAUUGUAGAAAAAAGGUGAUGUUUUCACCAGAUAUAUACAGUUUGACAUCUCAACCUCCCCACCAAAUAUAGCAUCACUGAAAAGGAGUAUGAAAAAAACAGGGGUUGAAAGGCUGUCUUCGCAUCUAAAGCCAGGGAGAUACAAAUAUUGGGUAACAUUUGGAAGGGAAAGCCAGUCGUGAGGAGGUAAAAUCUCCAAAGGAAAGAGGACAGCAAUAAACCUGGGCAGCCCUUUAUUUAUUCAUUACUGGCAUUUAUAAAGCGCCACAAAUUACUCAGCACUGUACAAUUUAGAAAAGGACAGUACAAUAUAAAAAGAUUGAUACAAAACAUAUAAAGAGGGUAUGAACACAAGUCUGUUGCUCGCAGUCUGUACUAUGAGCGUACUCCACAAAGCUGCUCUGCAGUAACCAAAGGGCCUCCUACACUCCUGGGCUGAUACGGAAAGUAACAGGAGAACUUUUUAUUAUUUUAUUUGUUCAGCAGUUCAGCAAUCCCUUCCCCAAACAUCAGUUAAGACUAGAUGAAGGGUACAACUUUGACAAUCUUUAUUGGUGCACACAGCUAUUAUGCAUAGCCCCAUGCAAGGGGUCUUCAUCCCAAACGGGCAGGUGUCAUAUCCCAGGAUCCUCAAUACCUGAGAGCCAAAGGUGGGAAAGGGGGUCGUUGUGCCUUUGUCUCCCAGGUAGGGAAUUCCUGCCACCCAGACGAGAGGUCUCUCACAAAGAACGACAGGAUAGAGAGGUAGCCAAAGCGUGGGAAAAGAGGUUGCCCCUUUGUCUCCCAGGCACAGAAAAGCUUGCCAAACUAGCCAGUGCCCCCAAAAGUGUCCCCACCAACCACAGAAGUCCCCUCAACGGCAUGAACCCCGAUUUGUCUUCGUUCGCGCAGCUCAGGUGCAGAAAUCUGCAAGGGAAGCGGCUCCUUUCGGGGCACAAAUGCUUCCCUUGGUUGGCGUUCGUCUAUACAAAAUGGCAGCCACCCAGGGGAGCACUCAUUAAUUACUUCCCUUGCGGUUUCACACUAUGUUGCCAGUGCAAACGUUGCGGUUCUGCACUUAUGUUACAAGCGUGAACGUUCUGAGUAAUUGGUGGGAACAUUCUAAUGGAGCACUGGGGUGGUCCCCGUUCGGGAGACGAAUGGAGUCCGUUCGUUUGAACACUCCCGAACAGGAAAACAGGCAUAACACACAAAAAGCUAUGGAAAACACAGUAACAAUCUAAGGGAAACACAGGGAUUCAAAGGGAAACACAAAAAUGAACAGGGCUCUGCUGCAGGCACCAAGUAAUUUCGUCACAACUAUAAAUUCAAUUGUAAUCCAAGCGAUUCUCGAAUUCUUUAGCAAAUAACCCUGAUAGCAUAGGAAAGGCAGCCUAGUCUGCAGAUAUCAGGUUAACAUAAAACAGCUAAAGCUUGAUACAUAACUCCUUUUUACAAAAUGGGUUGGUUUACAUUUACAUUUCACCAUUAAAGUGUUUUCACAUUAAAAUAGCUUUCAUUAAAAUUUUCCAUCUUGUUUGUAUUGGCCUAAUUCUUGCAAUUCCCUUGUCAUGAAGUGUUCAAUGAAUUAACACCAGAAUAAAUUAUAUAUUCCCCUCUGUGGAUGGUGAUGUGAUUGCAUCGGACCAAUUUAGUUGCAUAAUCAGCUUAUUACGGUGCAGUAAAUGUGAUGCAAGACUGCUUUUUACACAGCUGCAUUCAACCAAUGAGAAGCACUAAGACCACUACCUGCUGUGUUGUCGUUUACUUGCCCUCGUUUAACGUAAAUUUCCUGUGUGUUAAUGCUUUUUAGAUUUCGUACAGUUUUAAUCUGGAUCCCCAGUAAUGGAGCAGGGUAUUUAAAAAAAAAAAAACCUAAAAGAGAUUUAAAUAGGAAAUAAUUUCGUUGUUGUAGGGGGGGUCGGAGGGAGAGUUUAAGCUUUCAACAUUUGUGGCUCCUGAAAUAUUAUAUAUUUAGAUUUUUUUCUUUGCCAAAGGUCUGCUUUUAGAUUUGUCUUUUAAAACAUUAGCAGAUUACGGGAUUGUAUUGCUGCAGAAGAGAGUUUAUUUUCAUGAACCAACGCUCACAGCCAAUUCUGACUUUUGCCAUACACAAGUUAAAAGAAUCCGAGUUAUGGAAAAACAGUUCAAUACACUUAUUAAAAAUUAAUUUGUAGAGAUCCUUAAAGCCACUGUAGUUUUGUGAAUGGGUCCAAUUAAUAGGUCACCUUUAACCCCUUCACCACGAACUCAGCUAAAAGGUAUUGACUAGCAAAGAAAUGAUUUAGAGAAUGGAAAAUAAAAUACGUAAGAAAUAAAAUAAUACGAGUAAAAUGGAACAGACACCAAUAUUAUUCAUUAAAGGAGCACAAUGACUUAGCGUUGUUGUUGUUGUGUUCGAUAGUAAGUGUAUCUUUGACUUGGAACAAGCCUUGCACAGACCUGCACAUAUCCUUUAGUGUGGAGCUGGAAUUAUACUAGAGUUAAUGACCGAUCAAUAGGGACCACAGCAGCAGUCUUAGAUAUUUAUAAAGAUAAUGUAUCAAUCUCUGCAUUAUUGUCUUAUCCCAAAAUGUUUUCCUGUUAUUCUUUCCCCCUUUCCUUUUUUCCUGCACAACAUCUUCUCUCUUCAUCUUUUAUAUUCAAUGAGCUAUGCUCCUUCCAAAGCACACGGCUUCCUCCUCACUCUCUGGUUUCUAGAAAAUAUCCAUUCCGCAGACCCAAAUCUUAUACACUAUCGGUGUAUCUUCUUGUAGCUUUAUCUGACGAAGACAUAUUAACGUAAAAACCAGAAUCCCGAUGCUCACCAAUACCAUACCGACACACUGCUAACUCCAAACUGGUGCCACUGAUCUUGUCCCGUAUGAAAUAUACAAUCUGUGUGCAAUUAACUAACUUUAGGGAGGUCUGUAAGUUCCCACAUGAUCACACUGCAUUCUAGCCCCACGGUCUAGAUAUCUGAGCCUGGAGGACCUGUUUCUGUCCUUGGGAAAUGUUUGAUAUCCCUCAUCUUUCAAGCUAUAUCUCUGCUCCCCCUCGACCCUCGAUGUCUUGAUGUAUACAACCAUUUAGCUAGCUUUCUCUCCUAAUUCUCUUCUGGACUAUGGCCAUAAUAUGGCUACUGGCCUCAACAUUCUCCUGAAAGUGCACUUCCUAAAGUAACAGAUGACUAUAACUGAAUGUCCUUUUUCCUUUCUCAUCGUUCUGGACCUUUCUGCUGCUUUUGACACAGUUGCUCACCUCCACCUUCUACAAAACUUAAAUUUCAGUGGUAACCAUCUUACACAUUUCCCUUGGUUUGUCAUAUCUAUUUGUUUGCCUCACCAUUUGGUGCUUUUCCUUGUCCAUCGACCUUCUUCAUUCUGGGAACUGAAGGGAACAUUCCAAGUAACAUAACUAUCACAGCCCUCUAUAGUGGUUAUGGAGCCAGGAGUGUCUUGAUGAAGGCUCCCGUCACUUUAAUUUUAAACUUGGACUGGAAAAGUCAUUGUAAGUUCCAUUUUUAGUAACAUUUGGGAGAACCACUUGAAGCAUUCGUUGUGUUGAGCUGUUUCAACUGCUUUUGUUUGAUUUGUUUAUAGCAAAAAGCUGAAAGUCUGUCUAAUCUCUUAUUUUAUUUAUUCAUAUUACUGGGAUUGCCAGGGAGAAUAAUGUGAAUACAAUGUACACCUAGAUAGCACUUUGCAGUUUAACAAUAUAGCUAGCCACUUCUAAGGGCAAUGAAACACUCAGAGUGCUAUAAAAAGCACACUGAUUAUUUAUUUAUAGUUUUAUAUAUAUAUAUAUAUACUCGUAGUACUAGUAUGGGGUUAUCUAUGAACAUAAUUUAAGUUUACUAUUAAGUGUAAGUAUUUAAAAGGCCACUGCUACUUCUAUCGCUUAUAAGUAUCCAAGGAGACAGUUCAAAUAAGAUCCUGUCAAAGUUUGUUUGUAAAUCCAUGACAUUAAAAGACCCACUUUUAUAAUUCUUGGAAAUAUAAUAAGGGUUAUCUUAGCGAACGCUGUAACUAUUUUCACUCAGAGAUAAGCAUGACGAUCACAUCUCACCAAUUUAUUUUAUUUAUCACAUUCUGUAAAGGAAAUGGAUGAGAAAUCUUUGGGCAUUGUGGCACUUUUUUUCAGUAAGAAUUUGGGAAGAAUUGAAGGGAGAUACAAAUAUUUUAACAAAAUCAAAAUGGAAAAUGUAUUCGACUCCUCUAAUUACGGCCUUAUAUCCGCAGCUCCUUUGCAAACUCUUUGCAAUACUCAGUUUACUGAAGAAGAAACCCAUUAGGUGACAGAAAGACUACUGGCUUAUAAGUAUUUACAGAAUUAAACAACUAUUUCUCGUUAAAUACCCACUUCAUCCAUUUGCCAGUGGAAGCAGCCAUCUUGAUUUUAAAUGAUUAUUCCACUAAGAUUUGGGGGGGACUUGACGUUGGUUGAGGCCCUAUUAUAAGAUAUCUUCCUACACAACACUUUACAGAUAUAUUGUGGCUUAAUUCUACCGUGCUCGGAAGAUAUGUGGAUAUUUAUAUUGUUUAAGGAUCACUUUGCACAACCUUCUAUUCACGCAUUAAAGCAUAGUUGUCAAUGUUCUAAAAAUAAAACUAAUUACAGGGACACUUUCUGCUGGGUUGUCACAAAAUCAAUGCGUCACAUUGCCUUCUGUGUGCGUCGGAUCCAAGAGAAACGCCUGCAGGACAAAUACACUGUGACGGCCGAGAACGGCCAUUUCCUUUGCUGCAGGGCUAUACAUUUGCUCUUUUUAUUUAUAAAAAAAAAAAAAAAGAUUUUGAGCAGAGUUCCUAUUUUUUUGAUUCAUUCUUUUUCAUCCAAGUUUUGUGGUCCCAUCUUUAACACAGAGACAUUUAUGUUUGUUUUAUAUUUGGCAUUUUAGGAAGAGAAUUUCUCAUGUUACUGUUUUUGUGCCGGUCUAGAAAUAUUUAGCCCUCUUUAUUGUGGUGUUUUAUAAUUAUGAUUAUUUAUAAAGCGCCAACAUAUUCUGUGGCGCUGUACAAUAGGUGGAAUAAGAAAAUGUAGUUGCAACAAGACAAGUUGGAUGGACAGGAACAGAAGGCAGUAAGGAGCGUUCUCACCCAGAAUUCAUUUAGAACAAGAUCAAAGUAUAUUAUUUACACAUACUGAUUGCUAAACCAUUUAUUGUAAAUUGAAGACACCAGCCUGCACUGCGUGACUGGCUAUGUGAAUGCACUAGAUAGCGCUGGUCACCCAUUUGUUUUCGAUAAGACAGUAUGUACAAAAGAACCUUGUUUGUGAUACUGCAGGUAGCUUCAUUCAUGAAAAAUACGUUAAUGCCAUUGGACAAGCUUCGAGACUCGAAAUAGCAGAUGGUAUUUGCUUAUCCGGUAGUUUAAUUCUUUUUUUUUUCCAAAAAUUAAGCUACUUGUAACAGAUGAAUCUACAUAUUGCAUAAUGAUAUGGACCUAGAGAUAGUUCAUAUGUCUACUUCGCACCACGCCAACGGAAAACAAUGUGAGGUCUAGGAUUGGCUACGUAUCUCAGCCACUUCCUGUGCUUUGCAGAAUAUGCAAAUUUGCAGCAUUCAAUGUGAGUUAUUUUGGUUAAAACUCCAGCCUGGAGCCUAGUUUUGGAAAAUCAGGGUAUUUAACAUUGGAUUAGUGGGUUAUAUUUAUAUACAUUGCAGGGCCGAUAUUGAUGAACUGCAAUUACCAUGAUCCCGGCAAGAAUUGUGGGAGGUUGAGUGAUGUUCACGAUAAAUCACUGUCUAGAUAAUGAUUGGCUCCAACUGAGAUGAUCCAGGCAGGUUUAUUUUUAGAUACCGAUGACUCCAAAUUACUCGAUCAAAGCAGAGAAUUAUGGGAGACAGCUAUUACCGAUACAGCUGGAAAGCAGCAGGAUUAUUAUCCUUGCUUUAUGUCAUUAUUAUUAUUAACAUUUUGUAGCACCAACAUAUUCAGCAGCGCAUUACAAUUAUAGAAUGAAGAUAUUUGACAAGUAGUUAACACACAGAAUAUUAACAGACAGAAGGUGAAGAAGGCCCUUGUCAAACAAGCUUACAAUCUUCAACAUGAAACGGGCACAUUGAUUUUAAGAUCUGUAGCAUUGGUACAUAAUUUACUCACACAGCGUUUGUGCCAUCAGCGGAACACAUUUAUAACAGUUUGGUUUCACUCUUUGCCAGGAAAUAUCUUUCACAUACCUGCCUAAUGGAAAAUUUAUGAUAUGUAGCACAUCAUUACAGUUUCAUUAAUUGAUAGCUUUUUAUUUUAAAAUUGAUCUGUGAUCAAUAGCAGAGCAUUUCAACGAAGGUAAUAAAAAAUGACGGCCUGUUCUGACUGCGGAGAUGGAGUUACGUCUGAAGGCCCAGUUCUUAAAUCUGGAAGAAAAAAAAAAUAAGGCUUUUCAGAAUUUCGCAAAUGUCCAAACUUUUUACCGAUAUGGAAAAUGUUCAAAACAUUGUAAUACAUACCUUAAUGGAGAGUACACAUGUUUCAGAAUUAAGACUGCUACAACCAGAAUUUCUUUCUGGAGAAAUAACUUUUCUCAGACUGAUGGGCAGCUCACUAAAAAUUCUGCUCUGUAGUAUUCAGCAUUCAUAUGCUGCAUAAGGGAAAACAAUUACUUAAUACAAUACGUUACUGCAGGUUGCUCCUUGAUUAGUGAGUGUUGUUAAUUCCCAUCACCUAUAUAUUCUAGGGCAGUACUUUUCUCGCAUAGCCCAACAGGCUGAAGAAAGUAUUUCUGUCCUUGGAAAAAAAUGUCAGGCUGUGACAACCAUAGAAACAUAGAAUGUGACGGCAGAUAAGAACCAUUCGGCCCAUCUAGUCUGCCCAAUUUUCUAAAUACUUUCAUUAGUCCCUAGCCUUAUCUUAUAGUUAGGAUAGCCUUAUGCCUAUCCCACGCAUGCUUAAACUCCUUUACUGUGUUAACCUCUACCACUUCAGCUGGAAGGCUAUUCCAUGCAUCCACUACCCUAUAACCAUAUUCAAACCUAUCUUUUGCUGCAAGAUACAUCGGAAUUAAUCAGCAAAUCAGCCUGAUAUUAAGUAACCUAUUAAAUUCUAUAAAAAUGAUAAUUAAAGAAUUCCAGGUACAAAAUAGCAUUUUGCUCCUGCAGUCUUUAACCCGUUGUUCACUGCAGUAAACCCAUCCCCUAUCUCCUGUUUAUUAUGUCUUUCCUUUGUGCGAUCUCUUCCACCGUCCCUGAUUAAUCCUCUUGUUGCCAGGAACCAUACUAUAGUGAAUAAUGUUUCUGGUGGGAUGUAAUUGUUGACGAACAGCAUGAUGCUGAGUGCUAAGCAUGUGCCCCAGCUGUGCCUUGUGAUCUGCCUCUGAUAGCAGCUGCAGAUUAGCGUUAGUGAUCAGCGAGUGCCAAGGAUAUUGUAUUCUUCACACAGGAUGGGAGCACAUUGUCAUUUCAUCACCAGUAAUAUGGGCCUUUUUACGAUGACAAAAAUCUAUUUUUUUUUCAAAUGCAUUUUUUUCCCCUUUGACUUUAAAAGCAUGCUAUACUUGCGUUUAUUUAGUUUGUGUGUCAUUGAUAGCGAUCAUCAUCAUUCUAUAAAGACAGUGUUUCAUCAAGCUCUCUGGGAAACCAUGAGAAAAUAUCAAACUGAUUAAAGUAUUACUUUGCCCUUGUAAUGUCUAAUCAAAUAUGAGUUUGUAUUUUGUGUUAGUGUGAUAAGUCCAUUUACAUAUUUUGUUGGAAAUCUCUUCAUCGAAGAACCUGUGCUUAUUAUAAUCUUCUUUGCCCAAUUCAUACCUUCAUAUGCCUUCCAACAAUAAUAAGGAAUAUUAUUCUAGAAUGCACUUAAAGGACCACUAUAGGCAUCCAGACCACUUCAGCUUAAUGAAGUGGUCUGGGUGCCAGGUCCAGCUAGGAUUAACCCUUUUUUCUAUAAACAUAGCAGUUUCAGAGAAACUUCUAUGUUUACCUAUGGGUUAAUCCAGCCUCUAGUGGCUGUCUCAUUGACAGCCGCUAGAGGCGCUUCCGACUGUGAAAAUCACAGUGGGAAGACACCAGCAUCCAUAGGAAAGCAUUGUGAAAGCUUUCCUAUGGAUUGGCUGAAUGUGCGCGCGGCUCGUGCCACGCAUGCGCAUUCAGCCGAGGAGGAGGAGAGUCCCCCGCCCGGCGCUGGAGAAAGAGGUAAAUUUAACCCCUUCCACCCCCUAGAGCCCGGCGGGAGGGGGGCCCUGUGGGUGGAGGCACCCUCAGGGCACUAUAUUGCCAGGAAAACGAGUAUGUUUUCCUGGCACUAUAGUGGUCCUUUAAGAUCACCUAAUUAAUUUCACGAGUAUUUCGUUUUCUAUAUUACACUAGUAGAAAGUUGAUGAUAAUAAUGGAAUGAAGGUAACUUUGUUGAAUUUCUCAGUUUCUAACCAACAUUUGGUGUUUCCUUCUCUUCCGCAGUGAGAUUGAACCAUGUCUACGACCGGUAACACCGGAGAUACCAAGGCCCAGUGCUUGCCACGGAAUGGGCUGGUGAAGAUUCCUGGCCCUACAAACGGCUUGGGGUCCGCCAGCAUCACCAAAGGGACACCGGCAGUCAAGAACCGCCUAUGCCAACCCCCGUCUGUGCCCUCUAUUCUCAGUCAAGCUUUUCCCAAACAUCCCGAACAUGUUAACCCUUCAGUGUUACCGAUCCUGCCGCCACCUCCCACCCAUAGCAUACCACUGGGCCUUAGUCCAGGAGAAGAGAACAUUCCAAACCUAUGUGGCCCUUCAGUUGAACAAGUCCAGGGCCAAGGGAUGGACUGGCACUUGGCCCUUGACGAAAAGAUACUCAACCGGCUAUUCUGUUACUUUUCUGCGUGUGAGAAGUGUGUCCUUGCCCAGGUGUGCAAGACUUGGAGGAGGGUAUUGUACCAACUUAGGUUCUGGGUUGGCCUGACACCAGUCUUGCAUGCCAAGGAACUUUACAAUAUACUGCCCACAGGAGAGAAGGAGUUUGUCAGCUUACAGGGCUUUGCUGUCCGGGGUUUUGACUCUUUCUGCCUGGUUGGGGUAUCUGACCUGGAUAUCUGUGAGUUCAUUGACAACUACCCGUUGUCCAAGAAAGGGGUGAAAUCUGUGAGUUUGAAGAGGUCAACAAUCACUGAUGCUGGACUGGAGGUGAGGAAUUAAUAGGAGGCAAAUUAGAUUAUUAUUAUUAUUGUUUAUUGAGAUUUUUUCAGUCAAUACCGUUUAAAUUUUUUGGGGGGUGAGAAGUCAAACAUAUUUAUAAAUAACAUAUUUUAUUACCUGAAUGAUGAUCUUCAUUUUGCUAUAAUUCCACCCAUGCUACCAGUUUUGUAUACCCUGACCAGCUGCCCCGGGUCUGGCUUUGCUGUUUUUUUAAAUCAAUGGGAGUCCAGCUCUUGGUAUUUCAUGAUACAACCAACUUGUGUGUGCAGCGUCAUAAGUAAAAAUAUAUAAAUACACUACAUUGCAGAGGUUAGUGAACAACCUUGACAAUAUGCACACAUUCAGAUAAAGUCGUACAUUUGCAACAUGUAACACAGUGAUAAGCUUUAAAAACUCGUAUAUGUCGUCAGCUAACCUAAUUAUAGCAACUUUAUAAUGUGUGACAAACAGAACGAACUAGUUAAAUAUUUAUCAUUAAACUUGGUGAUUUUCAGCACAAUAUAAUUAAGCUGAUUAAAUAUGAAAUAGUGUUUUCUAGGAAUGAUUAGUAAUUGAACAGUAAUUUGUUUUAAAUAUUAACGCGGUUUUACCAUUUCCAGCCGAGAGCAUUUUAGUAGAUAAUUUGGCGCCAUAUAGAAUAUCACGGCAGAUAGCACCCGGGGCCAAAUUAGGCAAAUGGAGAGCAUGUGUGGUUCGUUAGGGCGAUACUUGCUCUGGGGAUUGUUCACUGAAUAGUGUGAUUUUUACUUAUUUUAAAAUUGAAGCCAAAAUAGCAGAGUUGGAAUAACCAGAAGAUAAGUGAAAAUAGCCAUGGAUAAUGCCUAUUAAGUUACUAUUUAGUGAAUAAACCCUUUAAAGUUAUUUGACUCAGAGGACAUGCCAAACAAAUCUGUAUAUUCAAAUCAAAUGAAAUUUCUGUUAUUUUGUGUCAAUCUGUGCAGCCCUGUUAAUGUGAGUGAGGUAGAGGGCCCCCUAAUGCUCACGUAGCGUGUUAAGGGUUUAUCUCCUUGGAAGGCAGUGUAUUAUUUCGUUGGCAGGAAGUGGAGGACUUCUUACCAUGCAAGUUGUCUCUGUCUUCUGCUUCCUCUGCAGGUUCCCCACCCUUUCCUCCAUGUUUCCAGAUGUGGCAGGUUUUUUGUAGGUGCGACACUGAGUUUCUCUCCUCUCCUAAGCAGGAGUGGUUUUAGUUGCCGGUGGCUUGGCCGGCUUAGUCGAGCUAGCCACUCUGUCAGACCUCGGUGGCUGUCGGUACCUGACUGCGCCACUGCUCUACUGAACUGGAGAUUUUUAUCUCAAUCUGUGUGGAGCCAUUUGCAAUAUCUACAGGGUAAACUGUACUCUGUUUAAAAAGGAGUGGACAUGCAGUCAAGGGAUUCCUGGUUCAAGUCUGGAAAUUACACAAGAUAGGGAACAGGUUCUAAGGACAUUCCAGACUCAAAAAUGUUAGCUUGCUGAAAAAGUGCAGAUUUCAAUAGAAAUUAUAAAUGAAUCUUGUUACACCCCCCUGGCUGUCAAUCAGACAGCUGGUCCUGUUACUUCCUGGUUUGGUUAGCUCAGAAAAGAUAAACUCAAGAGGCAGCAACUGCCCAGAACACCGUGCAAAGACUUCUCAUUGAUCUGCAUUGGAAAGUCUGUGAUAGGACAACCACAGAAAGUUUGGAUGGGGUUAAAAGGGCAGGGCUUGCAAAAGGCAGCAAACAAGAGAGUUGACGUUCUGCAAGCUUGUUUUAAAUAUAGUUGUAAUCAGCAUUAUUCAACAUCCAUUGAAAAUCAGGUUUAUUGUCAAAAUGUACAGACUUUCAGCUGUUUGCAAUGAAUACAUUAAACAAAAGCAAUUGAAAAAGCUAAACACAAAGUUGCAAAUUCAACUGAAAAUGCAACGUAUAAAGAUAUCUGCAUUCUCAAAAUUAUUCAACCCCCUGAAUAGAAUCCCUUAAAAACAGCACAAAUAUGAAAAACAGGUGUUGUCUCAAGCACACCCGAUGCAACUAAUAAAGGACUUCAUUAGUUGCACCAGAUGUGCUUGAGCUGUAACACUUGCAAUUGCUGAACUGGCUAGGGAUUUAUUGAGUGUCACAACUUACUGUAUGUUAUAUAUAUGGCCAAAUCAAAAGAACGGUCAACAAAGUUGAGAGAAUAUAUCACAAACAGACUCUUCACAAACAGGAACAAGAUACAAAAAAAAAGCGAAGACACUGAAUGUUCCUAGACACACCACUGGAAGCUUAGCCCGCAAGUUCAAAGUUGAAGGAACAGUGGUUACACUACCUGGAUGGGGCAGAAAAAGAAAGCUAUGAAUGACUGCAACCAGAUUUCUGAGAAGGCAGGCUGUGAAAAUCCCUCAAGUGACUGCAGCAAGAUUUGUUGGCAACAGACACUGAGGUUUCAGUGAGCACAUUGAGGCGUGUGCUAAAUGUAGAACGUUUUCAUUCCAGAACUCCAAGCUGUACACCACUAUUGGCCAAAAAGCACAAGAAAAGUCAUCUCCAAUAUGCUCAAAAUCAUAUAAAUAAGACAUAGACGAUUUGGGAUUCUGUUCUGUAGAGUGAUGAAACAAAUCUGGAACUUUUCAACCCAAUGGAUCAGCGGUAUGUCUGGUGGAAGAAGAAUGAAGCAUACGGUGAGAAGAACGCUCUGCCACAAGCAUGGUGGUGGCUUGGUAAUGCUCUGGGACUGUUGCAUCCUCUUGCACUGGAAACUUGAAAAGUGUGGAAGGCAAGAUGGAAUCAUUAACCCCUUAAGGGUACAUGACAUGUGUGACAUGUCAUGAUUCCCUUUUAUUCCAGAAGUUUGGUCUUUAAGGCGUUAAAGUAUCAGGAACUCCUAGGAGAAAACAUCAUGCGGUGUGUGAGGAAGCUGAAGCUUGGGCGUCAUUGGAUAUUCGAACAAGACAAUGGUCCAAGCAUACCUCAAAUUCCACCAAGGCUUGGUUACAGAAGACAUCCUGGAAAUUUUUGCAGUGGUCAUCACAGUUACCUGACUGAAAAUCUCUGUUGGGAUUUGAAGAAAGCGGUUGCAGCACGCAAACCCAAGAAUAUUACUGAACUGGAGGUCAUUGCUCAUGGGCAACGGGCUAUGAUUCCUCAAGAACGCUGCCACAAGCUGGUGUCUAGCUUUGCAUCUCGUUUGCAGCAGGUCAUAAAAGCAAAAGGGUGCUCUACUAAGUACUAAAUAUGCUUCCCAUGAAGGGGUCUGAUAAUUUGAGACAGGAGAAGUCAUUAUAAGUUGCAUUUUUAAUUAAAUAAGGGAGACCAUUUGAAGCUUUCAUUGUGUUUAGCUAUUUCAAUUGCUUUUGUUUGAUUUGCUAAUUGAAAACAGCUGAAAGUCUUUAAAUGUUGUCAAUAAACCUGAUUUUCAAUGGGGGUUGAAUAAUUUUGAUUACAACUGUAUAACACAAAUGAAAAAAUGCAUAAUUAAAAUGUAUGUAUGUUAAUGAAGAUACAGUCAUUUUUACACAUAUUUUGUGUAGGUAAGGUUACUGGUAAUUAUAUAUUUUUUAAUUUAACAAUUAUGAUCCAUAAACCCACCUGAUAUGUCCUUCCCAUACAUCUUUCAUUGUUUGUCUAUUAGCCCCCCAAAUCUUUAAUCCGAGAGGCUGCACAGAAUGGGGUUUCUGGUAGCAGUCUACUGUAGGAAGAUGAUGUUUAAGAUUAUACUGUCUGGUUGGGGACAUAUAAAUAUCUCCCCUUACGUAGGCCACAUUGAACAGUGACCAUGCAGUGAAUCCCUACUCCAUUUGUAUUCAUGUGGAAGUUUUGGGAGUAAGAUAGGUCCUAUUACUUCCUCCUAGAGACCAAGUUGGCAACCUCUCCCUAGUCUGCUCCCCUUAGAUACCUGCAACCAAAUGGUAGGCCAAAUGUUGAGUGGUCAUAAAUAGCAUGUCUAGCACAUCAUUCAAUUUGUGUGUGUGUGUCUGGCAAAGAGUAUCUAUGUAUGUUUGUCUAUGAAUGUUUAUUUGUCUGGGAAUGUGUGUGUCUCUGUGAGUAUGUGUGUGUAUUCAUGUCUGGGGGUGUUUGUGUCAGUGAUAGCAGACCUGUAUAGAUUUAUAGAAUACACUAUCGAAAGAACCACUUAGCAAGGAGAGAGUCUUAAACUGCUAUCUCUAUGAAGCCUAGAAGAGUCAAUCUCCGGGUCACAUUGUACCACAUUACAGGAUUUGUCAUUGAGUGAUUGACCUACUGCUGCUAUUGUUAUGGUGUUGUUAGGUAACUUUUGUAAGUUCUGUCUUCAAUCUCCCUCAGGUUAUGUUGGAGCAGAUGCAAGGUGUUAUCCGACUAGAGCUAUCUGGCUGUAACGACUUCACGGAGGCUGGCUUGUGGUCAAGUCUCCAUGGACGUAUCACCUCUCUGAGUGUCAGCGACUGCAUUAAUGUGGCCGAUGAUGCCGUGGCAGCCAUCUCACAACUCCUGCCCAACUUGGGCGAGCUGAACCUCCAGGCCUACCAUGUAACGGACACAGCACUGGCUUACUUUACUGCCAAGCAGGGUCGUGCCACCCACACGUUGCGCCUCCACUCAUGCUGGGAGAUCACCAAUCAUGGAGUUGUAAACGUGGUCCACAGCUUGCCCAACCUCACUGUGCUCAGCCUUUCCGGGUGCUCCAAAGUGACAGAUGAUGGGGUGGAGCUGGUAGCAGAGAACCUUAGAAGGUUACGUGGCCUGGAUCUCUCAUGGUGCCCACGACUCACAGACACAGCGCUAGAGUAUAUCGCCUGCGACCUGCACAAGUUGGAAGAAUUGGUGCUGGAUAGGUGCGUAUGGAUCAAACAGAUAUAUUUCAGGGGUCGUGGGCAGGGGUCCCUCUAAGUACUCAAUUCAAACACCAGGUAUGGUCAUUAUAAAGAUUCCUUAACUGUUUGAAUGUUGCACUGCAAACUACUAUGUUUUAGAGUGAUAAAAAAUAAAUGUCAUAAAAAGAAAAAUUAAUGUUAGAAGUAAUCCAAUUGUUAUGUCAUUAAGGAAUAGUGCUAUGAUUUGUAAAUUAGCAGUAAUGAGGGCUAUAAAGUUAUUUUAAAGGUAACAAGAGAACUAUGCUCAUUUCUGUAUGAAUUGAUUCCCAUAUCUAUUUAGGAAAGAAAGCUUUUUCCAACAUUUAUAAAUUGUUAUGUCAAUGUUUCUGACAAUAAAGAUAUAUUUGAUAGAGUUUGCUUGUUUAUAUCGGGUUAGGUGAAGAACAUGACUUGUAUGAGAUUUUACGAGCAUUUAUCUUCUGUACACACAUUAGGAAAUGAAGAAAGCAGCAAAAAUGGGCAGUUUAAAGAAAAAUGUUGUUUCUCUGUUAUUUGCGCCAGUUUAAACAUGUGCCGUUUCUUGCUUCUCCUCACAGGUGCGUACGAAUCACAGACACUGGACUGAGCUACCUGUCUACCAUGUCGUCCCUGCGCAGCCUCUAUCUUCGCUGGUGCUGUCAGGUGAGGAAAUAGGAAAUAUCCUAUUAAAAUAAAACUAACACAUGCCGUCAGAGUUCCUGGCUUUUGUGUACAUAUUGUGUGCAAAGCCAAAACAUUUCCUCUCCCUUAAUGUUGUGUGCAGAGGCGUAACUAAAAACCACGGGGCACUAGUGCAAAAAUUGCCUUGGGCCCCCACCCCCCACACAUGUAGACAAACAGAUACACAUGCAGACACACACACACAUGUAGAUACACACACAUACACACAGACACAUACAUAAUACAGACAAACACACACACAGAGACACAUACAUACAAAAACACAUACAUAUGCAUAGAGACACACAUACAGAGACAUACAUACAGACAUACACUAACACACAUAUGCGAAAUGUUUUAGUCACCCUCCUGUUUCCUACCUUUUAGGUGCAGGAGGGUAACUUCCCUGGGGUCCUGUGGUGGCUCAGGCUGAUGGGAGUCAGAGUGCCCACUCCCUCCUCUCUUCCUCCCGGUGGUUGCUGGGAGGAAGUGACCGGGGCAGGCUCUACCUCCCAGCGUCUGAUCUCAUCACAGGGGGCCGUUCACGCUGUUAAAGAUCUGCAGCACUGACCGGGCCCCCUGGUAAUACUUUGCCAUCCGGUGGCCCUAAAAGCAUGGGCCACCUGAUAGACCCUUUCAAUGCGGCCCCGGUAGUUCUACCGCGCGGGCUGGGGCCGCAACACAUGGCGGCGGCACCCAUUCGCAGGGGUCUGCAGGGCGACCGGGCCCCCUGGAGUGACGGGCCGCGGUAGUUCCGCCACUGGUUGUGUGGCAGCAGUGGAGUACAUCUAUUAGGAAGUGUUAUUCUUGAAAACUGCAUUAUGGUGAUCUACAUCCAUGUCAAGUGUGCCAAGGGUAUAGAUCUGCUGUCAGAAUGCAAAAUAUGUAGCUGUAUUUUCACUGUCCCAGUUAAAAAAGAUCUAGUAAUUGCAUUUCUAAUUUGAGGGGGGAAAUAAUCUAGUUGUAAUGUGUCAAAGAUGCAAAUCUAGUUCCACGCUGUAAACAAUGGUCUAAUUCCAGUAUUUCAAUGAUGUAGAUCUAGUUACUUUGGGUACUAAUGAAAUCUAGCUAGGUAUAGUGUGUCAGUGAUAUAGAUCUAGUUACAUUGUGUACAAAUGACAUGCACUGAUCAGCCACAACAUUAAAACCAUUGACAGGUAAAGUGAAAAUCGUUGAUUAUAUUGUUAGAACGGCACAUGUCAAGGGGUGUGAUAUAUCUAUUGAUCUCUCCCUGCCUGAUCUCUAAAAUAGCAAGCCUUGUGAGGUGUUCCCGAUAUGCAGUGGUUAGUACCUACCAAUGUGGUGCACGGAAGGGCAACUGGUGAACAGGUAUUAGGGUCAUGGGCGCCCCAAGACUCACUGAUGCACAUGGGCAGCGUAGGCUAGCCCAUCUGGCCGAUCACACAGAAGAGCUACUGUAGCUCAAAUUGCUGAAGAAGCUAAUGCUGACCAGAAAGGUGUCAGAGCACACCGUACAUUUCAGUUUGCUGUAUAUGGGGCUGCGUAGCUGCAAGUUGGUCAGAUGGCCAAUGAUGACCCCUGUCCACCGCUAAAAGCGACUUCAGUGCGGACGUGAGCAUCCAAACUGGACAAUGGAGCAAUGGAAGAAGGUUGCCUGGUUUGAUGAAUCACUUUACUUUUCGAUCUGGUGGAUGGCCAGGUACAUGUGCAUCUCUACCUGGGGAAGAAAUGGCAGCAGAAUGCACUAUGGGAAGAAGGCAGCCCAGUGGAGCCAUUGUUAUGCUCAGGGGAAUAUUUUGCUGAGAAACCUUGGGUCCUGACAUUCAUGUGGAUGUUACUUUGACACGUACCACCUAGCUAGAGAUUGUUGCAAACCAUCUACACCCCAACAUGGUGUUCCCUGAUGACAGUGGCCUCUUUCAGCAGAUUUAAUGCACACUGCUGUACUGCAAAAAUUGUUCCGGAAUGGCUUAAGGAACAUGACAAAGAGUUCAAAAUGUUGCCUUGGCCUUCAAAUUCCCAAGAACUUAAUCCAAUUGAGCAUAUGUAGGAUGUGCUGGAACAACAAAUUUGAUCCAUGGAGGCCCCGCCUCGCAACUUGCAGGAUUUAAAGGAUCUGCUGCUAAUGUCUUGGUGCCAGAUACCUCAGGACACAUUCACAGGUCUUAUGGAAUCCUUGCCUUGAUGCAUCAGAUCUGUUUUGGCAGCACGAGGGGGAGUAACACAAAUAUUAGGCAGGUGGUUUUAAUGUUGUGGCUGAUCAGUGUAUAAUUAGUAAUAGUGUGUCAAUGACGUCGAUUUAAUUCUAGAGUGCUAAUGAUGUAGAUCUGUGUUUUUAUUAAAAUUCGGAUGUAAGCAUCAAUCCAGAUUGUAUAAAUAUAACAAGAGGAGCAGCGAAGGGGAUUCCUUAAAUCCCAAUCAUUUUGGUGGAACUCAAAGGCCGUUUACAGAAAUACUAAUGUAAAUCUUUCACUCUCUAUGUAUUUCUCAUUGGAGACAACGUCUCUGAGAUCUGGAGAUUAUUCAUUUGUUUAUCUGCAAAUCUUGGACUUUUUACUGUUGAUACACCACAGACCAACUUGAGCAAAGAGCAUGAAUGAAAUACUAUGAAUGAAACUGAACACACGAUUGUUGAGUACAGCAUUGUUCCAGUAUAGUAUACCGUUACAUUCUGUCCCGUUAUCGAUGUAAGAAAAUUAUUGAAUUAUAUAGGUAGCUAUUCUUUUAAGUAGUAGAUUUAAAUGACAACCGCAAAGUACACUAUGAAGAAGCUAACCACAAGGGGGCAGCAGAGUCUAACCAUUGUCACUACUAUAUAUGUGGAGGGUAGAAUGUAAAGAUUGUCAGGGUAAACAGAUAUUUUGCUUACCAUUCAAAGGGAUUGGGAACCAAUUGUACUUUUUUUUUUGUAUCCGAACCAGAAUAAUUACUAAAUAAGAGUCGUAUUCUAUGCACUGCUCUUGGCACAGGGCUAUAAAUUCCAAAUUUAGAUGCAAAUAUACCUAAAUUAUAUUAAUAUAUUAGAUUUAUAUGUGAACAUUAUAGAAACAAAAAAAAUCCAUACAAACAAAAAUAAAUAGAACGCAAACAAUAACAGCUAGAUGUAAAUGAUAUAUAAUCUAAUCUGCUCUUUCAGGUGCAGGAUUUUGGACUGAAACAUUUACUGGGAAUGAAGAGUUUGCGCCUCCUAUCCCUGGCCGGUGAGUUUAGCAUUUAUGCACUAACCAUUGACAGGACAAUCUUAAUUUAACAGCAAUGCCAUAACUUAACGGGUUGCAGGGGAUACAACUGCAUUUGAAUCAAUAGCCUUUCAUAAUUCUACAUCCUGUAUAAAUAUUUUGUUGGUCUGGUGAACAGAUUGCAGACAUCAUUCACAGGUCCUAACUGCUAUGUCACAGGGGUGAACAUCUGUUUAUCUUCCAUAUAUAUUCUUAAAAAUAAAUGUAGAACUUCUCAACGGAAUGUCUAAAAGAAGUCCCAUGUGCCUUUAAAAAUAUAAAUGCCCCUUCCCAUAGCUGGUCGAAAAAAAUACCUGAGUACAUUUAGAAAAAUACCAAUAUCUGAAUAUGUUUCAAAUUCUUUUUUCUUGAAAGUGGAAUUGCUAUUUUAUUUUAGCCAUUGUUCUAAGCUGUCCAUCUAUUAUCUGUGUCGAAUUAUAUGAUAUCUGAUGUGUCUCUUGUCAGGUUGUCCUUUGCUCACAACCACUGGCCUCUCUGGCCUUGUCCAGCUUCAAGACCUGGAGGAACUCGAGUUAACCAACUGUCCUGGUGCCACACCGGAGCUUUUUAAGUAUUUCUCCCAGCACCUGCCUCGCUGCGUGGUGAUUGAGUAAGGUGUGGAAGCUGACAGUCUGACUCUCAGAGCCUUCUCCCUCCUCCGAAUCAUUCCUAGCACUGACCAUCUGAUCGGAGACUUUGGCACAGUGGGGAGUAGAACUCCCAAGCUGCGAUUUGCUGACAUACAAGGAGCGCAAGAUCCUGGGAGAUGUUUCACACUCCGGUUUUGUGAAGACCUCAUUUCAUGUCCCGAAGAAAGGGUUGUAUAUUUCCCACACCUCAUCUCUUGUCUUCUCUGUCGUGGACUGUUCUGAAACUCACAAGUAGAGCCGGCUCCCAUCAGAAACCCCAUCAGCGUUCUCUAGAAGGAUACUACUGUGUGAAGUUGAGUGCAGCACGUAGUGGAGUUUUUCAUGCUGUCCUGACAGUGGUGGUCCUCCAUAUUUUGUUUCAGAGAUGGUUAUUUUAGAUAGUUCAUUCCGGGACUUAUUAUUUCUGGAUAUUUUGGAAUCUUGACACACAGUUUGGAGUUAUCACAGAUCAGUAGAACCUUCAAACACAGCUGAAAAUAUGGAGAGGUAUUGUUAAAGUAUUCGUGAAUUGUGGCAUUUCUUUACAAAGAGCAACUGGAUGGCCAAGGAAAGGGAUCUGCAUGCAUGUUGGCAAGCUUUUGUCAUCGUCUGGUGGUUUAAAUGAAGAUGGAGAUUCUAUACAAGUCCUGUCUUGUCCCACAAACCUAUUUCUGGUUGACUGUUUACACCUAGUCCACACCAGCCUACUGUAUACAUGGUUUGGAGAUUGCAGUGGCUGCUGUGGCAUCCCCUUUCUGCUAAUAAGGUUUUUCUUUGUGGAAUUGUAAGAGAAAACCUCACCGGACCUUGCUUGGAAUCAUGGAUGGUGGAGAUAUUUGGCAUUUCAAGCAAUCAUAUGAUUGGAUGGAUCUGAAAAAUGCAUUGGAACAAUGAGGGUUCCUGAACAGACCUGAUGACCUACUGAUAAAAAGGUGAUGAUGAUCACGGUACAAGUAAUCAUGUAUAAAAGACAAAACGGGUAGACAUGGCAUUUGGAUAUGGAGAAAAGAUUGACUAGAAGGAUCCUAAGCAGGAAAUGCCUUGUACAAACCUUUGCUUGGAUGGAGAGUAGUUUUCUCUCUCAUACAUCUUCCCGGCUUGCCCUAGUGCCUGUAAAUUACUGCUCCUGCUCGUCUCUCUGCUUCCUUCAAGAAAAGAGGAUAGACCAUUAGAUAUCACCGUCAGGCCUCUCCCUAACUCAUCAUAUGGGAGAAGCAGUGUGAUUUUUGUUACGUGUCUGCUUUUAACAUCAUUGCCCUAUGUAGACCGUACAGCAGUUCAGUGUAACUGGAAGGUCAAAUGAUGACAAAAUAGUAUAAUUAUGCGCCAGGGGUUAUUUUCCUAAUCCUGUCUCUUUUUGUUUUCACUUGGCCCACUGUCUUCCCACUGCCCAAGCUAUUAUACAUAAUAUCUAUAUUUCCAUCCAGGUUUUCACCCUAAAUCUUUUUUUUUUUUUAUUUGAAUCUGACCAAUCAUACCCCACCUUUUCUUGAUCUGCACCCUAUACCCGUGUCUGCCUUCUGUAUUCUACAAUAUGAACUCCUUUCUACUCUUCGUCAUCUCCAUGCCUCCUCUUUCUCUUUCCAUAAACUUAAUCACUUGGUUUUGUUCGCUCUUUUCAUUGCCUUCACACUCGCUCUCUCUUCAUAUAUCACAGUAUGUCUCAGUGUAUAUGUGGCUGUCCCCUAUCUGGCACGUCUCUUCCAUUCUGUCCCUUUUUUCUGUGUCUCUCCUUGCACUGGGUGAGCCCUGUCUGUGAAACACGCUUGUGCUGUCACUCAACAUGCUUUAAAUAUAUUGAAAUAUAACUCCAGAUUUUCAGCCAGAGAUAUAUGGCCAAUGAUCUGUGUUUGGCAAAAAAAACAAUAAAAAAAUAAAAAAUAUCAGCACACUAUCUGGGUAGGUUCACAAAUCUGUGUGUAGCAUUACAGAAUUUACACUACUGCUCAAUGUCAGGAAUAUAGAUGGCUUCUGUACAACAGCAAAGUUCUAAAAGCAGUGCAAUCGCCAUGGAAACCAAUGGAAUGUUUCAGUUGCUUAAACCUUAUUUAGAAUUCUGCCCAUAAUUGCUCAUUAUACAGAAUCCUAAACAGUUGUGUAUUUAUCAUAAAAACCUAGCAUUUCAUAAGAACUGAAAGGUCUGUGAAUUCUGCCCAUUCCCGAGGUCAUGAAAAUUGGAAAUGGUACAUUAGCUCUCUCAAACAUGGCCUCUUAACCCUACAAUAAGCGGGCAAUGUGCUAGCCAGCAGGCCUUUCUGACAUAGGAAAUGGGUUCUUAUUGGAGUAGCUACUCCAUAAAAUCUUUAUAGUACAAGGAACACUCCCACACCAAUAACAAUUUAAGUCCCAGUGUCUUCUUAAUUUCAAGAGUUAAGCCAUUUGGCAAUGUUUUGUCAAUGAUGGUGGGUCUUCAGUGCCUGGCACCGCAGUGUUAGGGAGGUUUAGCUGAGCAGCUGAUGAUGCUUAAUCCUAUCACUGGGUUCCCAUAGAGAGAAACAGUAAAUGCUAUUUCUCUUAAUGGGAGGCUAGGGAUAGGCUGAGAGUAUUAGCUGAUCUCCAGCCAUUUGGCUAAUCCUUCCUCAUACUUUAGUGCAGAGGGCAAGGAGCCCCAACUUCAGUGUUAAACUGUGGCAAAAUGGUUAAACCUCUGAAGUAAAGAGUCCUCUUGUGCCCCCAUAACAACUUAAAUUGUUAUGGAGCUUCCUUUUAAAGGAGUCUGAAAUACAAAAAACUAAAACAUACCAUCGGAAUGUAAUGUAUCAAAGGAUGUAAACACAACGAUAAGUGUUCCUAACUGUAAGGGUAACAACUUGGAUUUAAUGGAUUAUCUAAGGUCCUGCACCACCUUACACGAGGAAACCUAGAUUGACUGCAGUGUGAUAUCGUCAAAAGAAAACAUUUACUAAAGGUGCCAGAUCUGCAACCCAAUAUCUGACAAAGUGGCAAGACCACAUAAUACGCCUGAAGACCGGUUUUACUGUGACUUAGUAAUAUUUUGGGCUGAGUUUGUAUGUAAAAAGUGGAGGUUAAGUGGGAGAAUGUCAAGCCUUGGCCAGCCAGCUAAUGUUGGAUAUGUUUCCCGGUCUUUGGUUUGGAAGAGAAUACUGGAAAUUGUAGAACGACCUUAGCUGGUGAACCAAGGUUGAGAUUCCUGAUCGAGAGCAUCAAGAACCAAGAUGCACAAGCAAAUGAAAGUGAGAAGAAAAAAAAAAGGUUGUUUGUUUGUUGGCUAAAUUUUGUCUUUGACUCACUAUACUGUCUCACAAAUAUUACAAUGGAGAAAACAUGAUUGAUUUACAUAAAAGACAGACUAGUGAGAUCGGAAAGGGGCAAAGUGAAGACAUUAUAAACACUGAAGAUGACAGAUUACCCUCGCGUCGGAGACUGCAGUAGAGUAACAGAGAUUGACCACCACAUAUGUACAAAGAAGGUGUGAAAAUGUUGAAAUUAUUCUUCAAUCACUUCUUUCAUUGGCUGUAAGGAUGCCUUAACCCCAAAGGCACCAAUGGUAGUCAAUGGAUUCAUAACAAGACCGUUAUUAAGGGUUCCUUGUCCAUAACAGAAACCACGGUACCUUAAUUAGAUUUAUAGAUACCUGCCAAUGCUCAGUGACUAGUUUAUUUCAUGCUGGUGUAAUGUCUUUAUGGACAAGAUUGUUACAGCUGAAAUUAUAUAUGGUCCUUAAGGCUUUAGUGGUAAAUUCUGUUUUAUUUCCUUAGAAAGCAUAUUUUUUUAUAAAUGAUCUACAACUGUGACCAGAAUGGACAGUUUUGAGAUUCUCUCCAAAAAUAUGUGACAGCAUCUCCCUGACUCAAGAUGUUGCCAGCAAUAUAUCUCAGGCUACUUUAUACACAGCAUUACAUAGCAUCAGAAUCUUAAUUAUAAUUCUGCCUCGGGUUCUUUUUCCUAAUAUAGUCAAUUUUGACCAACAUCCUGAUCACCAACAUGGUUUUUGCAGAAUUGGAAGCUUCAGGUUAAGUAGCAGUCUUCAAGUAAAGAAAAAGAAUAGAAAAAAAACCCAAAAAGGAAUCUGCCAACAGUUUAUACUAUAACAACGGGUAAGUUAUUGUGUUUAUGAGCUACAGUGUUUAUUCAUUUUUAUAAUUCAUUCAGGGCACUUACGUAUCACCCUAAUAAUGCAGAAUAUUCCUGUUUUAAGACAAUCACAGUCUGAAUCAUUUGUGAAUUCCAGGAUGGGAAUGUAAGAUAGUGCAUAAUAUAUAGAGUAACGCGUACAGCCAUUUUAGAUCAUUAGUAUUCAUUAUUCUCCAAUAAUUGCACUUAUCCAGAGUGUUUUGUAAACUCCAGAUCUUUUUUUCUAGAUUUAGAAAUAUUUUUCAAAACAAAACAGACUCUCUCUGAAAAGGAACUAUUAGGAAAAUUUUAAUUUUUGAUAUCUGAAAAUCUCAUGUUCCUCUCCUCAUUCUAUCAUCUUAUCACAGACCCUCUUCUCAUUCAACACACCCUUCCUCAUUCCAUGUUCAUUAUUAUUCAUUCUACUCUCCACAUUCCAUCUUUAUUAGAUCGACCAUUCCAACCUCUUUUUUCCCCCCAUUUUCCCACCCAUAUUUACAACUUCCUCCCUCCCUUUCUUUUACCAUCUCUUGAACCUUCAUGAUUACAUUACACGCAUUUCCUUUUCACUUGUCCCUCCCUAUUAUUUACCACAAACUUUCUUCCCUUUCUCUUGCUACUUGUCAUUCCUUCUCAAUCUUUGAAGCCUGCAUCUCAGAAGUCUCACCAUUGGUUGUGUUUAUGGCUGAAUUUUGGUGUGCUCAUAAACAAUGACAAAUCUAGAAUAGAAUAUACAGGAAAUUAUGACAGAAGACUAAUGUGCCUGCCGCGAAUAUAUGUAAAUUUGGCAUUUUUUGUUUUAUAAGUUAAUUUCACAACCAAUUAAAUAUAUCAAAGUGAAAUGGUGAUUAGUCAGUCAAUGUCAAUGAAACACAUCAGACUUUCAUCUGGAUUGGCAUAUCAGACUAGUAUAUUUUGAUGGUGCCCCGUAAAACUUGGUGACUAGUGGGCCUCAGAGAUUAAAUUAUUGUCUAUUUCGAGAUAUAAAUUUUUUUAUUUUUUUUAAAUCUUCAAAACCAGUACCUUUUUUCACAUAAAUAAUUUUCCGAGUUUACCACAUUCAUUGAUAUAAAAUACAUAACCUAUAGAUAUAUACUUUGGUCACUGAUGGUAGCAAGUUCUAACCUCAGCCUAGUCUUACUAGUGCCUUUUUUAUUCCAAAGUCAAUAUAAUAAAAUAAAAUGAAAAUACAAUUUCCAUUGAACUGGGUAAAAGGAACCACUGUUUGUAAAUGUCACCAUUUGUUUAAUUCCAAGACUGUGUGCUAAGUGCUCUAAAAUCCCAUGGUGAGAAAAACACUAUAUAAAAAUCAAUUAAAAUUAAAAUGUACGUUUAGUUUAAUAAGAGACGUAUCAAGAUAAAGCAGCAUUUCAAAAUUCUAGAUCUAAAAUUUAACAAAAGAUUACACAUAGUAAAAACAAGUAAAAUGUACCGAUUAUUGUGAAAUAUAAAUGUUUUCACAAAGAUAAAAAGAAACACAUCAUUAAUUAGGUUCAGUAACUUUGGAGUUGGGAUUAAAAAUCUUGAAGGGAAUUCCAAACAUUAACACAAAAUAUCAGAUUAAAAUAUCAACAUUUUUCCAUUCCAGCUAUUUUAAAGUUAAAACUUACAGUUCUCUGGUGAACUAUCCAUAAUCCCUAGUGCGACAGACAGAUCACUUUGAUAGAAUCCUAGUGGUUCAGUAGGAAAUAAAGACUAAUAAUGCAUCUGUUUUUCACAUAUGACGUGUGCUGCCACUGAUCCAGAAGAGGAGAGCAAAAAAAAAAAGUGUAAACGCAAAGCAGUCACUUGGAGGACUAUAACUGAGGUAGGUAUUAAACACACUUUCCUCUAGUCUCCAGGCUAACUUGCCUCGUAAUAAGCCAGGAAGCCUUGCAUGGUAUUUUCAGUGAACAUCUUUUUCCAUACAUACUCGUGGGCACACAGGUGUCUUAAUGGAAUGGAUGCAUGGAAUCAUGGGAAGAGAACAUUAAUUUACAUUGGAUGCCAGGCUGAGCCUGAUUUAAGUUACAAUUUUAAUCAGGGCUCAUAUAUAUACAUGUCUGAGUUCCUUUAUAGAUUUCUGUAGAACUUCUGUGAGUCUGCAGCGUAAUAACUCCUACUACAUUCUCACUCGAUCUUACGGACCAGGUUAUUUAUCAGGAAUUCAAAGUAGAUUUCAAGUUUAUAAAUAAAUACAGUAGCUGGAUUGGAAAGACUCUGUAAGUCAGCCAUGCUUUUAUUUGAACUAUUUUGGUCUAAAGACUAAAAUUCACUUUGAAUUAUCUUUGAAUUCCCAGCAUUUCUCACUUGUGUAAAUACCUCUGUGUAUUUGGGCCGACAAAACCUCUCAGGAAUUGGAGUGGGAGCAUCAAAAACCGUGGGCUAGAUCUUCCUUGAUAACCAUUUCAUGUGCAAUCUUAUGUGAUAUAUUUAGAAUUUAUGUAUAAAAAUAUACUAUAAAUGACUUUAAAAAAAGACAGAGACGAAAGUGGAUAUGGUGAUUUAAUUAGUCUUGGCCUCUACUGGCUGCCGAGAUAAUGAUGUAUUUUCACAUCUGUUUUAUCCAUAUCCCUUUGCCAACAAUUAUUAGUUGUAAAAGUUGGGGCGGAUUUCAUAAGCGCUUCCAGCCUAUCAUUAGCAUCUGAGGAUGGAUGGCUUUGCCUCGAUAAUGUAAAAUAAACUUGCAAAUGAUCUGAGCAAAGGCCGGAGAAUUUCAAUUUUUAUAAAAUCACUCAAAAUGGUUUGGUAAAACCUUAGCAGACUGCACCCAAAGGCUCUUUGCACCAUAACCACUUCAUUAUAUGCUUUAGUGGUAAUCAUGUACAGAGUGUCCCAUUAAAAUGAAUAUUUCAAUAUUAAAGUGAUAGCUAGAUGUACAUAAAGAUACAGAAAAUUUCAGCUAGGUAAGUUGAAGCCAAUUGUGAUGAAAAAGUGUAUAUAGAAGGCAUGCAUUAAGGUAAGGAUGAUAAAAGGAUGCAUUUUAAUACUUCACUCUUGCUGUUUCAGCGUAUUUUAAUUAGUAAAUAAAAAAUAACGGUAUCGCCCACAAGAGGGAGACGUGAACACACUCUGCCUCCCCUUGGCCCAGUUUCCACACACACGCUGUGCUCAGCUGUUUUCUUUAACCCAGACUGCAAUAGAUGAACGGCAGAACACACGAUUACAGCCGGGAUUUUACACUUGUGGGAUGCUGAUGGUGGGAAAUAUUCAUCAAAAGGAACGAGUGCCAAAAACAGAGAGUCAGUCGAAUUCCUAGAUCCCGUCUAGCACAGGAGCGGUGACCGCAUGGCUUAUUUAUUCAGUUGCGAUUUAUAAAAAUUCAUAUUUCAGGGAUUGCCUCAGAUAAAAUGAAGAACUUUAAUGAUUGCACCAUUGACAUUUUUUUAAAUUGUCCGUGAACAAAUAGACAAUGUGGUCACCCUAAGAGAGAUGGGCUCGUAGUUGUAGACCGGCCUAAUAAAUGAACUCACUCAUUGAUAAAAUGUCAGCCAUUGAUCCAGGAUUUAGUGCGAAACGAGCACAAAGGACUGCGCAUGAUAAUUUGACAGCGCUGAUGUCAUUGUGAAUAUUCAACAUUCCUGCAGUGAAACACGCAGACUCAUUAAUUCACUUCCCAGAAUCCUUUACUGCGAUGGGAAAACAAUUUGUGAAUACGCAAUCAGCCACUCUAUUACCCAGAAUCCUACAUUACCCUGGGAAAUCUACGAGUGAGCAUGCUACAAUACAUCCUAUUACCCAAAAUUCUCUUACUACCCUGGGAAAAAAAAUGGUGUCAAUAUUAAAUAAGUUAUGCAAUUGACCAGAAUCUUCAAUUAUCCUAAGAAAACUUUGUCUCAUUAUGCCUUAAGUCAUUCUAUUACCCCAAAUCCUUAAUACUAGCACUAAAAACCAGUGGUUUAUUUUAUUAUAAUAGUGUUCUCUAUGUUUUAUCGCACCCGUAAACAGUGCGAGUAAUGCCAUAACUCAGAAUUAUCUGCAGUGCAAAAGACUGCGGUGGAGAUUUAUCAAAGUAUCGUGGUCGAAAAAAACUGGCCCAAUCGUGAUAAAUCUCCCCCAAUGUUUUGCACUUUCUUUAGUACAAAUUUUAAAAACGGAAGAUAAUGAUUUGCAGUACAAAAAAACAAACAAACAAACAAACAAAUCAUAUGAUUGUGUUUAUAACUGUGCUAUUUUGUUCCUGUAAAUGAUAUAAUAAACAGUUUUGGUGUAAUUCCCUGAUCCGGUCACAGGUAAAAAACAAAAAACAAUUUGUGAAAUAAUAGGGAUUUAAUUUUGUUGCCCUCCUUGUAAGAACCCAAAACAGAUUUUAGUGAGAUCCUUCAUUUUAAGGUUACUAUCGGCUACGCUCCCCUUCCCCCAGUGACAAGGUUCGUAACCCCAGCUGUGUUUGGCUGUGCCUGGGGUUUUAAUGGGACUGUCCCGGGUCACUGGAACACAGCUAAGAGGGAGGUCACAGCUGCACUGACCAAGCAGCCAUCUUACCCCUAAUUUACAUUGUUUGUCUCCAGGGCAACCAUGUUUCAAUGAGAGACUGGGAUAAGGCCUUAAAUUAAACAGGACCUUUGACCUUUUCGUACUAACCCUAGCAGACAUAAAGGGGGAUUAGCUGUAAAUGUGGCACAAUCACAUUUACUGUGUCUGUUUUGCUGUAACAAUGUACCUGUGCCAAAUAAUUCUGCUAUGCAGCUCAGCGUUUAUGUUUUUGGUGAAGGUUUGUGUAAGAAUUUUGAUGCAGUCAGUCAAUGAAUAUAUAAAGAGGCAAAAAAAAAAAAAAAAUGGUGACCUUACAAUAUUUACUACGACUGGCAGAACAAUUGGAUUUUCAUUCUGUUUUAUACAUAAUAAAAUAGAGUACGCUCAAAAAAGAAUUAAUGGCAAGAAUUUCUACAUUCUAAAAAGAUAUACACACACACACACACACACAGAGACACGCACCUCCCUGUGUUUUCCAUUUUAUAAAAUAAUAUAUAUAUUUGGUGCCCAUGCGAUUGUAUCCUAUUAUUACUAAUGGAAAAUACCAGUAAGUUCGUUUAGCCCAAGGGCAAGUUAGACAUUGCGAGACAAAAAAAACUAAAUAACUUAAUACCAGACAUACAUUUAAUAAAUAACUAGUAAGUUUGGGUGAGUUGAUUACUAAAUAGGAUAAUAUUGACAAAUCUACCAGACUGGAGAACAAAAAAAAUUAUAAAAACUUGAACCCUUUUCCCAAUUUCCCUCUUUGGUCUCUUUUUAAAUUUCUUAGUUACCAAUAACUUACCAAUCGAUGUACACAGACACACACACAGAUAUACACAAAUAAAUAGAUGCACAAUGAAACACACGCGGAUACACACACAGCACAAUGACAAAUUACAAAAUCACACAAAGAUACACGCACUGACAAAAUCAGAUACAGACACACAGAAAUAAAGAAAACACAACUUUCUAGCUAAUUUAUUGUGGGCCCAGGGAGGCUACGACGGCUUCUAUUCCACCCCUGGAAUAUGGGACAGGAUCAGAAUAUAUUUUACCUGGGACAGGAGCCCAAAACAUGGGACUGUCCUGGCAAAUUCGAGACAGUGGGCAACAUUAAGAAUUACGUAGCUAUAUGAUUUUUCCCUGUGCAUUUUUAUUCUCUAUUUAUUAGUUUUUAAUGGCUGGGUAAUACACGGGUCCUUUGGUUGUCAAUUUAAAACAAUUCAUGCUUUAAUAAAUAUCACCGAUAGCAUAUAUUAAUUUGUUCUUUGCUGACUAAUAUAUCCCCCCUCCCCGUCCUCCUGGUGACUGGCCGAUUCCCAGCUCUGUUUUCCAGGUCGCUCUGUAUUCCGAGACCCAUGCUCACUGCGGGCAGUAGCUGGGCCUAUUCUGAAGGGGCUGUCAAUAUUUGAACAAUCCCCUUGUGAAUUUAAUUGGGAUUCCUUCACAUGGGAGACAGAGAGAUGGUAACCUGACCCCAUCCCCCUCUCCUUCCCUUUCCUGUGGAUAACGUCAUUCUCAAAACAUGCAGAAAUACACAGACAGGCACAAAAAAAAAAAUGAAAGAGGGAUGUGAAUGAAGAUGCAAGAAGACCUUCAUUCGGCUUCCACUGGGGCAGGAAUAAGGGCCAUUGUCAACAAUGAAAAGAGGCACCGAUAAUGCACUAGACUAUUAAUCUGGUCAUGUAUGAACGAUGGUAGCUGCAGGCCAAGAUUUAUCAAAGGGAAAGGAGAUCGUCAUUUUACAACCAAAAUAAGGGAUAGCGGGGUUUUAUCAGAUUACCAAUUUAAAAAUUCAGCUAAAAGAAGAUAACCUACAACCUAAUCCAGACUCUAUACAAAUCAAAUUUAAGGAUAAAAUAUCAGAGCUGUGAUUAAUGGAGAGUAGGAGACGGUGUCCAAAUUAGUGAGUUUUGGCAAAUCUCAGCACCAUGUCUUCGGUUCAUAUUUAGGAUUAGGGAGCUGCUCUGGUGGGUGAGGGGUUACCCCUGUACUUGAAAUGUGUCACCUGGCUGAGAAUGAUCAGACUUUCAGCUUGUCGCUUCUCUAAGUAACCUUUUCAAUGCCCGGCGGGUAGAGGUAUGGCUGUACCUGGUGUUCUAAGAAUUAAAGUUCAUCUACUUUGUUCUCGCAAAAUAAUUUGGGUUUUGUCUGAACUUUGGUGGGUAAUUAGGAUAUAAUAAAUAGAAAAACUCCUUCAGAAUCGGGGGUUAAAAUGUAAGAUACCUCAAUGUACCCCAUUCAUGUCUUUCAGUGCACUGAACACUACGCUCCAAUGAACCCACCAUGAUCACAAAUUUGAAAUGUUGCCAGUAUUCCAUCUGGAGAAUUGACAAGAGUAUCGGAAAACUUAGGCCAAACAGAGCAGGGAGCCGAGGUAGAGCCUGGGCAAGAUGGACGCCUAUUCGGUCAGCUCUAUGUAAAGUUGGUAGAAACUCCCCCCCCGCCAAAAAAACACAACUAUUAUUUACCCGAUACUUGGGGGAUUUCUGGAUAUUUGAGCGGAUUGUAUCAAUGUAAUAUGGGAAGAAGGAUGAAAGAUCAACGUGGCAACAGGCACCCAACAUUAGAGUCCUUAUCAGAAAGGACAAAUAGCCUGAGCUGUACAAGAUGGUGGACAUGUCAAUCUCCAUUUAUGUGUCCGAGAGACUCCCACGAGGAUAUUCAAGCAGUGUGUUAUUGCCAUAUUCUUCCAGCGUAGCUAUUUCGCAGGAUAAUUUGCAGGUCCCAUUUCAAGUUACUGCAAUCCUAGAUGUAGGGUGGGGAAAAAAUGAUAUAUUGGUAAACACUUACGGUAUUUUAUUUUUAUUAAAUAUAUAUUUUAGGUACAAGAAUCCCAAAACAAAUACUUCUACAAUCCCAGCAUGCUUUGUGAGGGAGUGUGUCCUGCCUGAAGAAUAUUUAUGCAAUUAGCACAGUAUAUAGUCUCAGGCCUCAGAUCCAUUUUCGUGGUUUGUAAACAGGUCCAGAGCCAAGGAGGUUAAUGUAUGACCAGUGCUGACAGUAUGAUAGAUGAGCAUGAGACUCCACCUUUGGCAGGACAUCGGAUACACUGUCCCCCUGCCCCCAUCGUCUCAUCCUAGAUUGGAAUACUUGUAGAAAUAGAUUUUUUGUGUUCUUAGCCCCAGGACACACAGAGAUGCUCAGUGCUAACAGGGCUGUGCCUUCUGGUACACAGUGGGUUAACGUUAAUAUAUAGCUCUUCUGCAUUCAAUGAUAUAAAGACUCUCUCCACUAAUCACAUUAAUCUUCCUAUGAUAGAAGAUGCUCUCCCGGAUCUUCAAUAUAAUUUUAAAGGGGCAUUCUAAGCACCAUAAACAGUACAUUGCAGUGGUUAUGGUAUGAUCAGUGUUUGGGUGCCGUCUCACUGGUUUGUGCCAAGCUGUUUUCCAGCGAUAUAACAAAAAAUUAGACUCAUACUUCUAAUAGUUCAAGUCUGGCCCUUCUGCUUCGUCUCGGUCAAUACAGAAGUGGAAUUUUGAGAUAGGCGUCCAAUUAUGGGCAGUGAUAGGCUGAGAUUGCUGGGCAUUCUGGCUACUAUAAUUGCCGUAUGAUGGUUCAUGCGUACAUUCACUACCGCAUUAGCUGAUCCACAGCAGAGGGGAUGGGGUGUAGGACCCUGGAUAGCAUCAUAACCAUUGUGAUAUGAUCACAGCUAGAGUGGGUGUACAUCAGCCUACGCAGUAUAGAGGCAGAUCCUAGAAAUCACUCACAUUUUUUCAAACCAGGAAUUAAGGAUUAAUAUAAUGAGAAUGUUGUCCUUAUUCUAUAUUCCAUAAAUACUAGGCAUUGAAACAUUGUGAAAGACAGAUUGUGAACGCUCAGCAAUUAGUUAUUAUCACGCUGUCCUGCAGAGACAUACAGGGUAGUGUAAUCACGUAAUCCUGCAAACUAAUGGCUGCAUAUAGAGACCGUGUCAUAUACACUAUACACAGUGUAAUUUAUAAAGAGAGCGCAAGGGAACAGGAAAAAGGAAUAAGAGAUGGUGUGAGAGACAGUGAGAAAGUGAGGAAACAAUGAUUGUGAGGGAGAAUGCAGGAACUAAAAGCGAGAGAAUGCAAGUGAAGGGAAAAGAUUUUGAAGGAAUGUGAGGGAAUGACUUAGUGGAGAAGGCUAGGGAAUAAGAGUGUGAGAGAAAGCGAGGGAAAAAAACGCCACUGAGAAUGCCCUACACUAAGGGGUGGGAUAGAGAGGAAUACUAUGUUGCAGAGAUGGGAUGGUGUAACAAGGGGUAUCGAGGGGAGGGCACUCACCAUUCGCAGAAGGAAGGCUAGGAACAGGUUUUCCCUUCCCGUCUGCUGUUAAACUUUUUUUUUUUUUAAAGAGAUAAGUUAGGGUUAGUUAGAGCCUGUUACUUACCUGAGAGUUAGUGUCCUAAGUGACCCUUCAAGAUGGCUGCGGUGUCCAAGGAUGCGUGAAGAGCUUUUCCGGUUUGGGCGGAAGUGACGGAGAAGCACAGGACGUCUGGGACGAAGCGCAUAUGGGAUGGACGCAUGUUGUGGAGUGCUGACAUUACAGGCCCCGCCAUCAUGGAACCCGGAAGUGGGUGAAUUUUUACAAUCGGAGCCCAAGGAGAGCUGGGAAAGGGCUGAAGAUGCUGUCCUGAGGCCAUUACAGCACAGGAGGGGAUCGGAGGCUACUGUACAGUAGCAAGGAGAGCUAGCAACAGGAUGGAGUCGGGGUCCGGUGCCUGUGAUAAGCCCAGCAUCUAGGAGACAUGGCAGCUGGCGGACCGGGCAGCUGCCAGAAGAAUCGGAUUCGGGAUCCCAGGAGGAGUUGGAGGACCAGGAGGCGUUGCCUAGAGUUUGCAGCUCGGAUAACGAGAGUCUUAUUCCAGGUGGCGUUCGUUUUUAGUUUUUUUUGGAGCCUUGCAAAUGGGGGAGCUAGUAGCUCCCAAUCGCCGUGCGGUUGCCAGGUUGUUAUCGGAUGUGCGUUGGUCUGAUAGAUUUGUGGUGUAAGACUGAUCAGGUCGGGAGAGGUCUCUGGCUCCUGGUGGGGGUGAAUUUUGCCCGGGUUGGCCGUUUCAACGUUUUCGGGCGGUUCGGCUGUCGUCGGUUUCAUUAUUGGUACACGCGGAUGGGUCCCUGCUUACGUGGUUUCAGUUCACGUCGGUGCUUGGGAAAGCGUUGGUGGCUUGUGGGCGAGAUCCUACCAGUUUCUCUCCUCAUUCUUUUCGUAUCGUGGCUGUGAUGCAAGCUAGCGUCUUAGGUUUUGCGGGCAGGUAGAUGGUCAUCCAUGAGAUAUCAGCUGGAAGUGCGGCCUCAUUUGUUGUGAUUUGUUUCUGGGUGUUCCCCCUGCUAUGUAUGGAUAUUGGGACAUUUGUUUAUCUAGUGGGCAGCUCGACAGGCAGAGUCACGCUCCUAUGGACGUAACCUGGGGACUCCAGCAGAGUUAGCGAGGGUUCGCUGGAGGGGUAUUCGGGGGUUGUCAAGGUUUACAUGGAGUGCGUUGCCCUUAGCAGGUUCGUGUCAGGGUCUGUCACCAUUUUCAUCCAUGCGGGGGGGUAAUGAUCUAGACUGGGUUAGGACCGUGGAUUUAGUGCACUUUGGAAAGCAUGUCUUGGCAUGGUGCUUGGCAUUGUUUUCGGAGUGUACUUUAAUAUGGUCGAAGAUUGUUCCCCGUCCAUGUAGGCAAGCCUUGCCGCAUGCCAGGGAUUUGGAACGGAGCAGACGCAAAUUCAGUGUCACUAUUUCCAGGUGUGGGCGUUGACUUGGUGGUGUGUCGGUCCGACAGGUGGAGCUGGAGGGGGCUUAAUCAGAUAGGAUUGGAUAUUUUAAAAUUUGGGUCUACAAGCAGGAAUAGAACAGGCGCUGACUGUGGGGGGCGCGAGACCGACAGAUGGGAAUAAGGGCCGGCAUCGUGGUGGCGGAGUUCCUGGCCAGCGCAAGUAAUUCACGAGACAAGGCUUUGGGGAGUCAUAGCCUGCUAGGGCUGAUGGCGGAAGGCAGGCUGUACGAACUCUGGAAAUACACUGUUUUAUCGGUCUGUUGGGUAAUCACCCCAACAGCCGACAGGUGGUGAUAAUACUGGCAAUGUUUAAAGUUAAAUCAAAUAAAGCUGUGGCCAUUGCCCUUAUCCAACACUCCGGCGUCAUGUCAUUAUUGGGGGGGGUAACGGGAAUGUAAUUUUGUCAGCAGUCAUGAGAGAGAGAGUAUGUAAGAGAAAGUGAGAGAAUAAGAGAAAGUACAAGAGAAAGCGAGGGAGCGAGGAUGUGAGGGAAUGAAAGUGUGAGAGAAAGCAGUUAUGAAUAAGGAAUUGUCAGGAAUUCAAAAGGAAAUUAAAAAGGUUAUCCCAAAAUAGACACACAAAAAAAAUAAGCGUGGAAGCAACUGUUUUGACUAAACUUUCCUCCACAGUUUCCAUUUUAGUGAAUAAACCAUUGUGCAUUAAUAAGUAAGUGAUCUGGAAAAAAAAGUUAAGAAGUCUGACACACAAUUCUUUCUAAGCUGCCACUGCAUUUCAUUCGGAUUUUUAUUGGCGCAGGUUUAAAUACAGCAAAACAUUUACACAUUCCGACCAUUGUAUUGCGCCAUGUGAAGACUGUCGCUGGCAACGAAUCUUCCCACAUUAAACAUGCAGAUUGUGUAGGAGGAACUGUCGUGUACUCGUCUUUAAACUAUAAGACAUCACAGAGACCUUCGUUUCCUCUGCUUAGAAAGACCAAUAUACAAAGUCAGAACCACAAGAGCUUGCGAUUCACCAAACGGGAGAGUGAGGAAAACUUUUCCAUUUAAAUUAUUCUGGUCUAAAAUGAGCAUAUUUUCACAAUUAUAAUAAUUUAUAUAGCACCAACACAUAUUCUACAGAGCUGUACAUCUCGGUCAACUAAUCUCUGGCUGAAAGAAAAGGAACGUAUCAAUGAUAACAAUAAAAAGGUAUAAAAUAAUGUAAUUUAUGAAAGUGCUUAGAUAUUUAUCCAUUAAAACAGUGAAGUAAUAUUUAUUUAGGCCAUGUUUACUAGAAAGAAUAAAUCAUGAUUUUUGCUUUUAAGCGAUUUAAAAAAAAAUAAUUUUUCUAGUUUGCCUACAUAGAGCUAACACAGUCAGUAGCGCAGGAAAAGAAAAAAACUUUUUGUUUGACAGAAACAUAAGUCUAAGUCUAAGAUCAUGUUGCCAACAAUCUGUAUACAACGGACAGCAAAAAAUAAAGAAUUAAGAAUUCAAAAUGAAUUUUAAAGUUAAGGUCAGAGUAGCCAACCCAGAAAAAAAAAUCUCUAAGUCAGCUAUGAUGUAAGUUCCCUUACUCUGACCUUAAAUUUGAAAAUCACUUAAUUUUUACUUCAAACCCUUCAAAUCUUAAAUUUUUCCAAUCCUUCUAUUUUGGCGUAAACAUGUAAUCCACUUGUUAUGCUCAAUGUUUAUUUAGUUCUGUGACCAAAUCAUUUAGAUUUUUAAUAUUUUUUUUUUUUUUUUUUAUAACGGUGCAUUCUAUUCUGCGGAGCUGUACAACGAAGAUAGCAGCAAAUAAUUCAUCCAGACUCAGCGGUUCUGAACAGGCGCAGUGUGUUUGUUCAGGAGGCACACCUGCUAGAAUUAAUUGUGAACUUGUCGUACCACCCAGAAAAAGAGCGUCGGUAGGGGCACCCAUUAAUGGCUGUUUUAGGAAGCAGACACCAAAUUGUUUCUUCCUGAGGCUGUCAACACGUAGCUAGCCUGUAAGAUAAUUAUAUUCCCGGUCUCUGAUUGACAAAUUUUAUUUUAAGGGAAAUUAAAACCAAAGAUUGUUAUGCAGCAGAGUUGCUUAAUUUUUUUUAAAGAGACAGGACACAUUUCAUGUGUAAGUUACAGAGUAGUGCGUGUCCCGCAGAAUUAGUAAAAAAGAAAAUAAACAAACAUUCUUGGAUGAAACAGAUAAAAGAAAGUGGCCAGGCUAUGUGUUGUGGGUUGGCAGUGUGGAGGAAGAUCAGACGGGAUCCUCAGUUAGAUGUGUCCUUUAAAUAGUUAUUUCAUGAAAACCACCCAAGAAGUCGAGUUACUGUAUAUUGUUCCCAAAAUACUGCAAUGUGUGUAGGCAGCAGUAAAUGCCCGGCUGUGUCCAAACAGAGUGUUAUUUAAAGGACAGGACCAGCUCUCAGUAAAGGCAGGCACCUGUUCUGGAUCCAUGGAUGGUCAGGAUUUGUCUCAGCCAUGACCUACCUUGCAGCCUGGGGUAGGAGGGUGUGGUGACAUUCUGAUACACCACAGAGGGUAUCUUAACUGGGGUGUCUGGGGAAUGGGGUCAGGAAGGGGUUAAAGAGAUUUAAAUCUAAUGGUUUCCAAUGUAAGCAACACAACUACAUUGGAAACCAUGAGAUUUUGGCCACAUGAGUACAUUCACACACAGGAAUAUACCAUACCUCCCAUGUGUCCCUAUUUGAGAGGGACAGUCCUUAUUUUGUUCCAAAAUCUUUGUCCCUCUGUUCGAUCCUAAUGUCCCUCUUUUCUAGCAGCUCAAUAUUGUUGGUGUGUCUGAGUGUAAAACAGAGCUCCACAGCAAUAAUACUCCCAGUAACAUGAGUGUAUAACAGAGCUCGACAGCAAUAAUACUCCCAGUAAUGUGUCUGAGUGUAUAACAGAGCUCCACAGCAAUAAUACUCCCAGUAAUGUGUCUGAGUGUAUAACAGAGCUCCACAGUAAUAAUACUUCCAGUAAUGUGUCUGAGUGUAUAACAGAGCUCCACAGCAAUAAUACUCCCAGUAAUGUGUCUGAGUGUAUCACAGAGCUCCACAGUAAUAAUACUCCCAGUAAUGUGUCUGAGUGUAUCACAGAGCUUCACAGCAAUAAUACUCCCAGUGGUGUCUAAACUACAAUAAAUGUGUUUAGAAAUCUGUCUGUGUAAAUAAGAUACAUUGUGCUUGUUCGAAAUUACAUUUAAUAAAGUUAUAUAAAUUGUUAUUAAUAAGUCAUCUAUAAUUAGGAUAUACUGUGACACAGCCAAAAAUAACACAAUCUCACACACACACACACAACAUAUUGCUACACUAAAGACAAUCACACACAGAAAUAUACUCUUGGGCAAACAAAAACAGCACAAUUAAACGCAGGAACAUACGGAUACACUGAAAGAUUCACAAACACUACCACAAUGACACACAUACUGCUAAACACAUUAAUACAGAAUAACACACUGAUUUGUACACUUACAAAAAUACAUAAUUUUGACUCUAUUGAAUGUAGUUUUUCAAUGCAUUUUAUCCAUAUCACUUCACCCUGUAUUUUAGGAUUACCUAUAAAUAAUGUAACUGUUUUAUAGGAAUAUAGAGAAUUGAGAUCUUAAUUCUAUUGCGUAUUAUGAUUGUGUUUCGUAAUAAUAAUUGCAUUGAGAUAUUCACAUCUUGCCUAACUUGAUGUAAGAUAUUUUAUUAAAAUAGGAAGGAUGAAUGUCAAUGUGGACUCUACAGGGUAUAGAACCUGCAACAAUGAAGAGUUACAACAGUUGGUACACUAACCGAAUGAGCGAUCACAAUGUCACCUCCAAUCAAACAACCUGUUUUCUAUCCUUUAAUGACAUUUAAGACCAUUAUAAAUGGAAGGUGUGGACUGACACAGCCUGAGGACUCUUGACAGUAGCCUCAGAGCAGACCAGUUAAUCUGGUUUGGCCAGCUAGAGCCUAUAGGGCUAGACCCGAGCUAAGAAUAGGUGAUGGUAAUUUAGACCUGUCCAUCUCUACAGAUCCUAUCACAGCUUUAUGAAAGACAGAAGGGGCCUUCCAGCCCCUCCUGCUGACAAGAUAAUUAAUAGUGUGCAAAAAACCCAGCCCAAAGCUCCUACAGUCUUAAUACCCUACAAUUCAAAGGAGGGUAACCAUAUUUCGAAAUCCUCCCCUUCCAAUAUAUAUAUAUAUACAUAUAUAUAUAUAUACACACACACACACAUAUACACACACACACACACAGCUAGUAUGGAUUAAUAGUGUUGCUUUUAUUCUACAUUAAUGGGUUGUGUCAUGUUUUCUGUUUUCCUUCGUCUGAAUAACUUUAUUCCUGUUUGCGCCCUUGCAGACAAUUUUGCCAUAAGCUUUAUCAUUUUAAAUCGUGGCGCUGUCCGUGUAUAAAUAGAGAUGCAAGAGUGCGCUCUUUUUUUUUUUUUUCUUUCUUACAAUAUUUUCUGCCACAGUAAGUGGUGUUUUUCUGAAUCAGGUCUUUAACCCCCUUAAGAACCAAACUUCUGGAAUAAAAGGGAAUCAUGACAUGUCAGACACGUCAUGUGUCCUUAAAUGGUUUAAAAAAAAAAAAAAUGUAAAAAAAACAACCUUCAAAUACGUCUGAGUAAUAUUACUAUUUUUUCUUAUUUUCGGAAUUAAGUCCGUAGUAAAAAAAAUUAAAAAGGAACAUGAAAUCAGAAAGAGGAAUAAAAAUUGGUAGAAAGAUAAAUUUCAAGCAGAAAAACUGCAUAUACAGACUCCCACCAUGACCACUUCAAAUCACUAUCCCCUGAGUACCCAAACACAAUAUUUAUUUAUAUUUAAAUAGUGCUGUUGCCACAAUCAGUUCGACAAAAUAGAGGUACAGACAGGAAUUUCUCAAGAAAGAUCGCUAGCAAGAAAGAUUAUUCACUAAACUGUGAAUUGUUGGGAAUUCUGAGUGAAUUUCAGGCCAAAGCAGGGGACCUAUAGCAUAGUUUGUUUUCCUGUUCAGCUUUUGUGGCGUAAGACGUGAAUUUUACUUUCAAUGCCUAUUAAUUUAAAUUCUCACUUCAGAGAAUGACCGUGUCACUAUUUUUAUAUAUUCCAUUUUAGCGGACAAUGAGUCAUCCAGGAGGAAAUCAAUGAGGUUAUCUGAAACGUUCAGGUGACAGGAAACGAGGAGAAAUUAUUUAUUGCAUCACAGACAUCGUUAAAACAGCAAAUUACACCACGAAAUAAAACGGAAUUUACCUAUAACUUGUGUUAACAUAUUUUGUAACAUGACGCUUUGCUGGGGCGCUCAGAAGAGAUGGCGUUUUAAUGAUCCGUACAGCGAUUGCAAAUAAAAUUUGUCUACAAUAAACAAAUCCCAUUUGCAAUUGUUGAAAUCUCGCAAGGGCGGGGCCUGACCGCCAUGUUUUACAGAGAUGUUUAACUGGAGCUCCGAGUCCAGCUAAUAAUCCAACUCCGUUACAAAUGACAUCAUUUUCAGUUAACGGUUAACCAUUUUAAAACACUUUUCAGACAACUGUAUUCAAUGGCGUAGCUGGGGGGGGAGGGAGCAGUCUGCCCUGGGCGGCACUUUUAUGGGGGCAGAGGCGUUGGCGGAACUCUGCCACGCUACAUGAAUUGACCGUCAGGAGACCUCUGCGCUCCCCUCCUGCCGGUCACUUGGACAUUUUGCCCCUCUGGUCUUAGAGCACACCGACUCUGGAGCAUGCCACCGGCUAUGUGGAGGGGGUCAUAUGAAACACGUUAUAUCCCUGCUCCCUGUAUUCCUCACAGUGUGGCUGGCGCGGCAGUCCCUUAGUGAUGAGGCCAGGCUGAGAGGGGCGGUAAAACCUCUAGCUGUGUCACUGAUUGCAGGUCAUCUCUAUGAGAAGCCCUAAAUAAAAGAUAAGGGGACUCAGAACUAAGCACUAAGGCACUCCUACUAAAUGUGUCAUCUAACUCGCACCCUCAGCCAGCUAAAGCCAAAGACACUUUACAAGCUUCUGGGAGGGAAUGAGCUGAGGUGGAACAAUCCAAAAUAAUAUUUGGACUUCCACUCAUAUCACUGACUGCCAUCAGCCUAUCAUUUAAGAUACCCAGCAAUUUACUGUUUAGUGAAAAACAACUUGGAUUCCUCCAGUUGCAUCUAAAUCCAUUGAAUAUUGAGCAUUCAGUAUCUUACCCUCAGGCGGUUUCACCUGUCAGUAAGCUGGUAUGAUAAUGUUUGUAGCCUUUCUUUGCACAUCAAUAGGCAGACUUGUCCUGUUUAGAAUGUGGGGGGUUAUCGGAGUGUAUGCAAGGUCUCUCCCUUUAACACCUUCACUGCCAUUUAUAUUCCAUUGAAGUAUUUUUAUACAAUAUACACAGCUGAAUGUUACAGAAUGGCAAAUGAUAAAGGGGUUUAUUCACUAAAACUAUGAUUUGUAAAGAGUUUAUAAAGAAAAUUACAAACUUUAAAGGGACACUAUAGUCACCUGAAAAACUUUAGCUUAAUGAAGCAGUUUUGGUGUAUAGAACAUGCCCCUGCAACCUCACUGCUCAAUCCUCUGCCAUUUAGGAGUUAAAUCACUUUGUUUAUGAACCCUAGUCACACCUCCCUGCCUGUGACUUGCACAGCCUUCCAUAAACAGUUCCUGUAAAGAGAGCCCUAUUUAGGCUUUCUUUAUUGCAAGUUCUGUUUAAUUAAGAUUUUCUUACCCCCUGCUAUGUUAAUAGCUUGCUAGACCCUGCAAGAGCCUCCUGUAUGUGAUUAAAGUUCAAUUUAGAGAUUGAGAUACAAUUAUUUAAGGUAAAUUACAUCUGUUUGAAAGUGAAACCAGUUUUUUUUUCAUGCAGGCUCUGUCAAUCAUAGCCAGGAGAGGUGUGGCUAGGGCUGCAUAAACAGAAACAAAGUGAUUUAACUCCUAAAUGACAGUGAAAUUGAGCAGUGAAAUUGCAGGGGAAUGAUCUAUACACUAAAACUGCUUUAUUUAGCUAAAGUAAUUUAGGUGACUAUAGUGUUCCUGUAAGUCAAAAUAAUCAAACCAGAAAAACCUCUCUUAGCUGGUUUGUGUUCUCAGCUAUAUUGGGCGAAAUUGUGUAAUUCUCACAAAUUGCCUUUUUAAAAUUUCACUACCAUUUGGUUUUAAUUGAAUAAAUCCUGACAAUUUUAUUCACUCUCAAGUUAUUCACUAACAGGGUAAUUGGCCAAUGUAAGAAUCCGAGACCAUGAAACGGAACUGGGAACAAUCUCUGCUGUGAUUCCAGUUCUCCACUAUUGGCAUUAAAUUUGAAACUUGAUUUAAAUUCUCACUUUAUUGAAUAACCCUGUAAUGUGAAUUGUCGGGAAUUCAGAGUGAAUUUCAAAUUUAAGGCCAGAGUAGCUGAAAUGAUAAAGGAUAACUUGGAGACGAUGUCUAAUUCACAUUGAAUUCUUUUUUAAUCACACCUUAGUGAAUAGGUCUUUUUGUGUAGCAGUAUGUUCCUGAGUGUCAUUGUGGUGUUUGGAGGGGGGGGCAUCACUUGCCCUAUUGCUGGUAUAACCAAUACAUUUCUAAUGGCACUGUAUGACAUUAUAACCAAUAAACCACCAAUGGCACUCUAUGCUGUUAUAAUCAAUCUGUUCUUUAAAGAUCCCAUACUGAAUUGGAAUGUCCUAUGUCCAAUUAAAGGCUGAAGGGAAAUUCUUUUAUAAAAUAUUUUACUAGAGUGGAUACAUUGAGAUUUCUCUCGUUUUCAAGUAUGUCCUGGGUCCACAAAACAUUGCAUUGUUACAAUAGGAUACAAUAUGUGGAUCUACUUAAGAUACAAAAUCUUUAGGAACCAAAUUGUUAUGAUGCCGGAGUGAAGUGGUUUGGGCUAAACGGGAUGUGGUUUAAUUUAAGCACAUCGUCGUACAUUACAGCAAACGCAUUAUAGUAAUAUUAAAGGGACACUCCAGGCACCCAGACCACUUCUGCCCAUUGGAGUGGUCUGGGUGCCAACUCCUACCACCCCUAGCCCUGCAAGUGUAAUUAAUGCAGUAUUUAUAAACUGCAAUAAUUACCUCGCUGGGUUAAGUCCUCCUCUAGUGGCUGUCAGUCAGACAACCACUAGAAAGACUUCCGUGUUCUUAGAACACGAAAAGGGUUUUAAACUAUGCUGGACGCCCUCACGCUAUGCAUGAGGACCUCCAGCGUCGACAGAAUCCCCAUAGGAAAGCGUUGAAUAAUGCUUUCUUAUGAGGAGGUCUAAUGCGCGCGGCCAUUGCCGCGCAUGUGCAUUAGGUCUCGCCCACCAACGUCAGCGUGGGCGGAGCCUGACCCAGCACCGAGGGACAUCGGUGCUGGAUUCAGGUAAGUCACCGAAGGGGUUAUAACCCCUUCAGCAACAUGGGAUGGGGGGUGGGAGGGAGAGGGGCACUGCAGUGCCAGGAAAACAUAUGUUUUCCUGGCACUGGAAAGUACCUUUAACUUUAGAAGUUUUGGACACAGAAAAUUAAAUAUAAAGUCUUCAACCUCCUCUUAACUACCUUUUUUCUGAACUGUUUAGUUUGUGAAACUCUGUAAAACAUCUUUAUGUUAGAAGCUGUGAAACCAACAGCACUCCACAAAUGAUCAGUAAACAUCUACGCGAAUUCUAGCACCUCAAACACUAUAAACCGGGGGAUGUUAGUUUCAGUGAAGACACAUAAAAUACACUGUAGAACUGGCCACAAGAGUGUUUUUCACAAGAUAAAAUUUGGAAUUCCCAAAGUAACUUAUAACAGUCCCUAUUUUUUGUAAAUCCAUCCGAAUUGGUCUGAAGAAGAUUUAGGAUUCAUAGAGUAAAGCAGUGGUUGCCAAUUUUUGUCACAAUUGUGGGUUUUGUUUUUGUUGUGCCCGACACAAAUUUGCAAAGCCUAGACCUUAGAGGUUGUGUUUUAUACAUAAAAAAAUAUAUAUUACAGGCUCGAAAAAUAAUAUAAUAUGUGUAAAAACAAAAACAAAAACAAAAAGUAUAGGUUUGUAAACAUAAUUUUGAUAUGUUAAUAAAUUACCUCCAAUGUACAGAAAAUAACUGAUAACCUUAGGCAGUAUUCUCAUGUUGGUGGAAAAUAAAAAUAAGUUAGAAACUACAGAGAAUGUUAUAUAUCAUGCCGGAUCCCCAUUAUAACGAUAUUUAUCCAGACAGUAAUUUAUUCAUGCUUCUAGAUAGACAACAGAAUCAGCACAGAUUCACUUUAAAAACCUAAUCAUUAAAAAGUUAAAUUGAAAAUGCAUUUUAAAUGCGUAUUCCUAAUAUGUAGCAAUUCAUAGGCAGGAGGGAAAUUAACGAACGAGGACGGUCUCCUCGAAUAAUUAACUGACUUACAUGCUACAGGGCAGCACCUUUCCAGCAUUGCCCGUUAGUAUUAAUAAGUGGUUUUUGUUUCAUAAAACAAAUUGCUGAAUGGAAAGGGUCCUGAGGAUGCGGUGUUUACAAAACAGAAUUAUAAAUGUAAAAACUGGUCAUUCUGACCCAGUUUGUGUAAUUGUUCACCAAUUUUAUUACAUUGUCUUUCUUUCAAAUACGAUAAUUUGUAUUUGUUACUGUGCUCACUACUUCUAGGAUUUUCAGCAUUUUUACAAAGAAAAAAUGUAAACGACUAACCAUUUUGCAACAAAACGCAAAUCUACUUAACGGAGAGAGAGGUGAAAGGAAGAGAUAUGGCGCAUUGUGUACAAUAGAUGUGUUUUAUACUUUUUACAGCAUAUUUAUCAGAUGAAAUAAUUUGACCGAAAGAGAACCAUUGUGAUCGAACGGAGAGAAGUGAUCGCAAAUUGUGACAUUAGAAUUGCCUGAUCCAUCAUGUCUUUCUGGAACAAAUUUACAUUUUUAUGCUGUUUGGCAAUGCAUGAAAAGUGCUCCCCGACCUGUAGUAUACUAUGUAGCAGGAGAUAAAUCAAUUCAUUACUUUAGGAGGGAUCCAAAUAAACAGACUUGAUUAAUGAACUUCCUCAAGGCAGCUUGCGAAUUGUUACAACAUUUAAAAUACAUACUACUUUUUAUGUGCUCUGCAACAUUAUGAAAAAUAUCUGGGCAAGAAAACCGUGUAUAAUUACAAAAGGACACAAGUUUUACGAUGCUAGAAAAAAAAAAAAGGGGACCAGACGUGACGAAUAUCCCAAGUUAGUUCUUUUUGGCGGAAAACAAAUUCCUAGUCAAUUCUACACAUUUUCAGACUUUGUGAAUACAAUUAAUUUUGCAAUUCUCUUUUUCGAUUAAACUACAAGUCAAUGUAGCAAUGAGCAAAGGGGACACUAUAGCGCUAGGAAUACAAAGUGAUAUUCGUUAUAUUCCUAGCAAUAUAAUACUCUCUGCCUCCCUCCUUUUGUUACUUACGUGAUCCCAGCGUUGAUGUCCCUUGGUGCCGGGUAAAGUUGCUCCUUCACGGACGUUGGACAUAAUGCGCAUGCAUGACAAUCACAUUUGGACUUCCUGUACAAAAGCAUUGAAUCAAUGUUUUUCUAUGGGGUUUUAGCGGACGCUGGACGUGCUCAUGCAAAGCGUGAGAACGUCCAGCAUCAUUCAGCAAAUCAAAAUUCCGGUAAACGCCCGGAAGCACCGCUAGUGGCUGGUUUAGUCUGGUAGACAGCCAACAGAGGUGGAGUGAGCCCUGCAAGGUAAUUAUUGCAGUUUCUCAAUAACUUUAGAGAGAGUUCAGAGAAGGGCUACUAAACUGGUUCAUGGAUUGCAGGAUAAAACGUACAAGGAAAGGUUAAAGGAUCUUGUAUAGCUUAUGUGCAAUGAAAAUGUAUAGCUUGGAGUAAAGACGAGACGGGGGCGGAUAUGAUAUAAACAUUUAAAUACAUAAAAGGAAUCAACACAGUAAAGGAGGAGACUAUAUUUAAGAGAAGAAAAACUACCACAACAAGAGGACAUAGUCUUAAAUUAGAGGGACAAAGGUAUAAAAAUAAUAUCAGGAAGUAUUACUUUACUGAGAGGGUAGUAGAUGCAUGGAAUAGCCUUCCAGCUGAAGUGGUAGAGGUUAACACAGUGAGGGAGUUUAAGCAUGUGUGGGAUAGGCAUAAGGCUAUCCUAACUAUAAGAUAAGGCCAGGGACUAAUGAAAGUAUUUAGAAAAUUGGGCAGACUAGAUGGGCCGAAUGGUUCUUAUCUGCCGUCACAUUCUAACUGCAAUAAUUACAAUUGCAGGGUUAAAGGGACAGGGACAUUGCACUCAAUGAGAUGAAGCGGUCUAGGUGCCUAUAGUGUCUCUUUAAAAGCUUAAUGGCAAAAUGUCAGCUAAAAUAGCGGACUUGGAAAAUAUAUUCCACCUUUUCAUUUGAUUAUUCAGCCUAAAUGUUACUCUGAUUUAAUUCACUGCAAUACAGUAAUUAGUGAAUUACUCCAUUGCAAUUUAUCUAGCCCAUAAUCAAUGCCUAUCGUUACUAGAAUUGUGUGUUCGUGGUUUUCAUCUGGUGUGAACCAAUCAAAUACCUUUUAAUCUACGCCCAAACGAACAGGCACUCUGUGAUUUACCUGUGGAGUCUUAAUCAAUGAAAAGAGCUUCCAGCCUUUUAUACCGGGAGAGGCAAGGCUAUGCAUGAAAAAGAAAUACUGUAUCACUCUCCCCACUAUAACCUCACCCCUAAUCAAUACACUCCCCUCCCUCGGCCUGUGUCUGUACAGGGUGCUCUGCUAUUGUUUCAGUCCUGUUUGGGACAUUUUGGAGGGAUGUCAGUGCAAUGGGAGUUUAAUGAAAUGAUGGAUUUGUUUAUUACCCAGAGUACAAUGCAGGCUGUAAAAAAACUAAUUACAUGUGGAUUUAACAGAGGCAGCAAGUUAAAAAGACCGGGAGAUGUUUUGAUUAGUAUUGAAAAAUCAGUCUCCCUGCCACAAUGGCGUUUACGUAUAAAAACUGUCACUUUUCCCCCCAUUUUAUUUAUAUAUUUUCUGUAACUUUCGGUCAGAGACAGCUAUCUAUGUGUAAAAACAUUAUAGAAUUCUUUGUACAUUGACAGACUUUUAUAGUUCUAACAGACUGACUAUGGCAUAAUAAAAUGUCAGGAUAAAAAAUGGACAGCGAUGCUAAUUUUAUUUGGAAAAGAAAAAAACCAAAAAGACGUAAGUUGGAAAAAGUCUAAGUAAGGGCAAUGGGGAUAAUUUUUUGCGCAAUAAAGAGAAUUUGUGAUUUAAGAUCAAAGUAUCCAAACUGCAAACAUUCUAUAAGUCAGCUUUGAUUUCAAUUCGACUAUUCUGGAAAUAAAUUGGAAAUUCGCUUUGAAUUCACAAUUUAGUAAAUAACUUUGAUAGAUUUGUGUGAAUUUUACAAAUCAUUGCGGUUCUAUGCCGCUGUCAGAGCUGAGAGUUAGGAUGCUCGAUGUAACAUCAACCCUGCAAUUAUCACAUUUCUCUCCAUGUGUUGCCUAUCAGCACAAAGACUUCUUAUAAAGCCAUAAAAAUAUGGUGGACUUGGUAGGUCCACCUGGUCUGCCAAUGAGACCCAGCCAUUUCUACCACACUCACUAAUCCAAGCCAACCUCAAUGCUCUUUCAAGAGAGAACCUAUACAGAUACUUCCUGGAUUUUAACAUGUUGUUUAUCACAAUGAAUGCACAGUUUAGUGGAUAAUCCACUUAAAGGGAACGCUGGCCAAUAUCUUGGAAAGACCGCAUUAAAAGGGGGAUUAUUCAUUAAACAGUGAAGCUACGUGUGCGUGAAUGACAACUAAGUUACAAAACGUGGAUCAAAUCAGCCAGUCUAGAUAAGAAAUAAAUCCCUUAAAUUGGCCAAGGAGACGGAUAUUUUACUUCAAGAGAUCUGUUAUACAACUUCGUUGUCAAAGCACAACAAUUUACUGUGUUUUAUCCACUAAAUGCAGAAACGUGGAAAUGGCAAAUAUUCUGCAAAUGUUAUGCAAAAAAAAAAAAAGCCAAAUUAUAAUUAUCCGAGUGAGGCUUCCCCCCCCAAUUUAGCUAUUAUUUGCCUAAAAUGUCCAACUCCCUUUGAAGUUCUCCGCACAUCACAGUUUAAUGAAUAAACCAAGAGAAAACAAAAACAAAAUGUUUCAAAAUAAACCAACGCACAAAAAGUUAGAUAAAACUAUAGAUAUUUUAUUACAGACUCAAAGCCUGAAUUGGGGGGGGGGAGGGGGGAUGCUGCCACUCACUGUAUCUUAUUAGUAAAGUCAUUACUAUAAAAGAGAGAGAUUCUUUGUAUCUCCCUCAAGUCACUUCAGAUGUAACAGAACAUCUGGGCAAGGACUCCUCUAAUAAGUCUCCCUCUGGUCUACACUUUAAUUACAUUGUUCUUUCACCCCCAUCUGAAGGGGGAAGGGACUGUAGAUUCCAUCCCUUGGCUGCCAUUGGCUCAAAGUUUUAUGUUUCUCUUCUCUCAUUGGCUGCCCAAAAAUUCCUCUCACCCCACCCUCUCCUAUCCCCCCUCUCACUCUGACUUCUGUCAUAGAGUUUCCCAGUGUUGGAGUAUAGUUUGUGGACAUGGGGUGGUUGUGAGGACUGUGGACAUUUAAAGGGACUGAGCAGCCAGGCAGGAUCCAUGCUCACCUUGGGCUGUUUUUGGAAAGCAGCAAAGGGCAGUGAAGAUGUGGAGAAUUUUUGGAGUCCUCUACCUGUGCAUACUUAGAUCAGCAUCCUGCAGCUAUAGAGAGGCUCAGUGCAGCUGGAGGAAAAGGUAACAAUUAGCCUAAAUUAUUCAUUUGAUUUGGGUUUAUUCCCCAAAAUUGCAGGUUUGGGGGGAGAAAGAUUAAUAAUUCUACAAUUUGUAAUUCUUAAAGAAAUAUGCAAAGCAGAAGCCCCCAAGAGUUCAAACUAAAGUUUGGGUCGUUAACAAAUAAUUGUAUUUUAAAAUAUUAAGGGAGAUUUUUAUAUAUAUAUAUAUAUUAUAGUUUUUUAUUAAGACGUGCUCUGUUUGAGCUUUAUAAAUCCUUAACAUUCAUAGAUCUAGAUUCUAAUUCUAUCAUAUUUUGAAGAUUGGAGUCUAAAGACUUUAGUUUCUAAGUUUUUUUUUUUUCUGUUCUGGUUGUUAAAUUUGGAAGUAUACUCAAAUUCUAGAUUUUCUUUUAAUGUAUUUUUUUUUAAGAAACCUUUUUUAGUUUGUGAUCUGGGAUAUAUGUGAAGUCCUGUAGAUUGUCAGCUCUUCUGAACCAUCCUCUUUUCCCUGUAAUAGUCUGUGCAUGUAACAUGAUUUUAUUGUGCAACGCUGCAGACUAUGUUGACGCUUUAAUAACCAACAACUAAAGCAAUCUUUAGUGGUUCACUGACAGUUGUAGUUUUUGGCCAUAUCGUUUUACAUUUGGCUCUCAAUCCGUUUUAACUAUUAACUGGCUUAGCCUCUCUGCGUGUUUCAGUUUGAUUUAAUAUUCUAUCCUGAUGUGCAAAGUGCCAGACUCUGGUGAAUAUUCUCUAAACUGAGAUUUGUGGGAAUUACUGGAAUUGCUGAGUAAAUUCUCCAGAUCUAUUCAGAUUUCCUAAAGUAAUUAUUAUAAUAUUGUAAUAUUCUCUGCAGCAAACUGUACUUGCAAGUAUUAAGAAUAUUUUCUGUUGCAAAAGUCAAGUUGUGUAAUAGUUAAGAACAGCAAAAUGCAAGCCAAAUUGGUGGACUCACUAGCCACCUACUGACCUUUCAAGGAAGGUUUUUUUUGUUUUUUUGUUUUUUUUUUGUGUGCAAAUCAUUGACUGGAGACAGGCAGUCUGUAAGCAGAACAUAUAGUUCUCUAUCUUAUUACCCAAGACAGCAGUAUCUAAUUUAUUCUGAAGGCUUCUACAAUCACUGCAGGAGUUGGGUGACCUCCACCCCCAGUCUGACUUUGGCCUCUUGUUGCAGAAGACUGGUUGAUUCUAUUCUACACACAAUCAGUUUAUCUCACAAUGUUGACACUUACUUCAGGCAACAAAAUCCAAUUCUUAAUAAACAUUCUGCACUCUGUGUUAUUCAGUGCAGUAAAGUAAGUUGUGCUGCAUUCCAACAAUAUAGUGUUUACCAGGUUGAUUUUAGAAUUCUUUAUACCAGAUUCCUUCUAAAGUUACUGACCGUCUUAGAGUUACAUAGUUUUUGGAUCAACAGCAAAAACCAAAUGUGAGGAAGGCUGAACUUGAUGGACACAUGUCUCUUUUCAGCCUAUGUAACUACAUAGACCGUAGAAUUUGAAAAUAAUCUUUUUUGCUUUUUUGUGUGUGUGUCUGAUUUAUAACCCAGGGACGAGCUGAAUCUUCUAUGCUAUUUAAUUCUGUAUUUUUUAUUUUUAUUUUUUUUGUAUUUAACUUGCAUUGCGUGCCUAGCUGUCUCGGCGCAGUCAGCGUAUAAAUAUAUGGGUAAAUGAUAGGCCUUCCAACUGUCUGAAUCUGGUAAACAAGCAGCAUAUUUUUGGGCUUGUGUCCCUUGUUUUUUGGGAGCUGUCGUUAGACAAAACUGCUAUGCUAAGGGCACUAAGACCAUGCUCAACCUUAAAUAGAGCCAGCCAGUGUGAUUGGCAGUCAGCCAGGUGUGUAUUCAUGCCAAGCUGGCAUGCCCCUUCUUCUGGCAGGCCUGAGGCCCAUGGACCCCAGUCAUGAUUUACCUACCUGCUAUGUUGGGUGGUACACAUUGUUGUUCGUUUGGGGCUUUUUUUAAAAGUAUUUUUUUUUUCUCCUACCAGAUAAGUAACUAGUUACAUUCUGCUACAAAGUUAUAAUCAAUAAAAUGAAUUUAAAAAAAAGAAAAAUAAACUAUUUGUCUAAUGGCUGAGAGAGUAUUUGACAACCCUCUGGGUCAGGUCGCUGAUGUGGCCAUCGUCUAUAAGUGUUCUCUGCAUACUGUCCUUUGAAAAGAAGAUUCUUGUUGGGGUUACCCAGAGGGAAUAACCGCACUGUAAAUCAGGCCCAUUGAACGGCCCGGCUCUUUUAAACUUGGAAUCAUUGUUUUUAAACUCUGUUAGCCAGCUGAGUGCUUUCACCUUAACCCAACUCAAACAUCUGCUGCACAGCACCUUUAAAUCUGCGCACAGCUGCUGUGUGUGUCUGUCACUUUGGAUUUUUCCAAAUUUCAGACUUAACAUCCCAAUCAAUUGCUUUUCCCCAGGGUUGUGUGUGAAUGGCAGAACAUAUUUAACCAGCUCAGUACUGGAAAUAACCGUUCAGGAAUCUGUCGUUGCCUGUGGCUUAGAUUGCAUUCAGCAGCAAAUUCUGUGUAAUUCAUUUAUGUGACCUCGGUUCACCGCCUUUACACUGCUUUUUCUGAAAGUACCAGAAGUGAUUUUCAAAAAGUAGAUCUUGCCUGCAGAACAUGAAUGCUAUAUAUAGUGCAGGGAACAACUUUCAUGUACUGCCCAACAGUGUGAAGAUGUUCUAAAACUACAGGAAACAUGGUGGAUCUGAAAAAAUUGGUGUAAUAAUUUGCAAUCAUCAAUCUAUUGUCUCUCUAAUUAUAUGAAAUGUGUGGAUUAAUAGCACAUUUUAUUUACUUUGAUUUGGAAAUUAAUGUCCUCUUAUAGAUGUCUCCUGAUCUUCUGAACACUGAAUCUCAUAUAUUUAAUAAAAAUUAGGUACAUUUAGAAAUUCAUUCAUUUUCUUGAACUUGGUGGGGGGGAAACAAAACGUAAGGUUGGCACAUUGUCCACAUUUUACAUGGGUUUUGUGAUUUCACUGUUUUAGUGAAUCUGAGCUUGUCAAUAAAUAUAUAAACAUUCAUUUUCCAAUUUAACACCACUUAGUGAAUCCCUGUAUGUGAAGGGCCUGUCAGGACCUCAGUAAUCAUGUCAGACCGUAAUGGGGAGCAGUAAAAGUGGUUUGAUCCCUGCCUUGUUUCUAUUCCUUCCCACUAUUCCUUCAUUUACCUCUCCAAACAGGGCCGUGUCCUGCUGGGCCUAAGGGCAUCGCCGCUAACCCCAUUAUCUAUAUAUUUGGGCAGACCCUACCCAGACCUAAUGGGGUACAUUCCAAGGAUAAGUAAUGAAAGAACAGAAAAAGUGACUUCGGACCCCAAGAGCUUACAGUCUGAGAUUAAUAAGACACAUUCUUGGAUGAAAUAAAGAUGAAACAUUGAGCGUUCCGUUUAUCAAAUAGUUGUAUUUAUAUUUGUCUUUUUGUUUCCACAGUGGGCUUUCCUUGGAAGCGAGAUCGGUGGAGCAGGUCACUUUGCGCUGCACAGAAGGCACCGUGGAAUGGUUGUACCCAAUGGGAGCCCUGCGUCUCAGUUUGGUGCCACGUCCACCAAUCACCGUGCCCGCUGCUGAGCCCAGGCUCCUGACUGCUUGCAUUAAGCCCACCGCAUCCUUCCGCGGUGCCCAGCUGUAUCUGGAGAGAGAAGGGGUGCUGGAAUUGCUGCUGUCUGAGGCCGAGCCAGCCAUACGGCCUAGGGUUCACUGCUUCAGUUGGCAGCCCCACCAGAAGGUGGCACUGUUCCUGCAAGCCAUCCCACAUCAAGACAUCAGCCGCCGUAUUGCUGCGUUCCGUUAUGAACUGAGGGCGGACUGGGAUGGGAGGCUUGCUCUUCCCCUAAGCAAGUUAAACAUGGAAGGUGAGUUGGAUUGUAGUACCAGCCCCUUCGCCAUGUGAUACUGUCCAAUCCGAAUCCUCUAUGCUGACACACCUCUGCAGGACAAAUUCCUGAAUAUUGGCAUCCAUUAAUUACAUUAUCCCAGAAACCCAACAACACAUCAGGUCUGACCUUUACCAGAGAAGGAACAGGCGCUAUUAAAUCAGUGCUGUGAUAUAGUGUACCACACCACUGCUAAUGUCAGCCACAUUUACAUUAAGAGUUACGUCCUCAGUUCCUCUUACUCUUAAUCCAUGGUGAUUCAUCAUCAAACCUAUACCUAUUGUACAGCGCUAUGGAAUCUGAUGGCGCUAUAUAAAUAAUAUAAUAAUAAUACACACUUUACAUUAUUAAAUGUUUUAUUACUGUGGAGCUCUACAAUACUCAUGCACACCUCACAUUAUUGUGAGUUGUUUUUAUUGAUGUGGAGCUCUGUGAUACAUUACUGUGAGUUUGAUUGCUGUGGACCUCUGUGAUACAUUCAUACAGGCUGCAUAGUUUGUUGCUGUGGAGCUCUCUGAUACAUUAUUGCACAUUACAGUGAGUGUUAUUGCUGUGAAGCUCUGUGAUACUCAUACACACUGGAUAUUACAGUGAGCUUUAUUGCUGUGGAGCUCUGUGAUCAAUUUAUAAAUAUUUACAUCCCUGGAGAUUGUAACAUAGAAAUAAAUGGCUUUUGUGUGCCUCGAGGGGUCUGUACCCCCACAGUGGGGCUUUUUAAGAAUUCUUCCUUUGAGCAAGCUCCCCAUGUUGGCUCUAACAUUAGUUUUCCAAUUUAACACAGCUUAGCGGAUCCUCUCCCUGUAUGUGAAGGGCCUGUCAGGGCCUCAGUAAUCAUGUCAGACCGUGAUGGGGAGCAGUAAAAGUGGUUUGAUCCCUGCCUUGUUUCUAUUCCCUUCCCCCUAUUCCUUCAAUUCCCUCUCCAAACAGGGCAGUGUCCUGCUGGGCCUAAGGACAUCGUCACUAACCCCAUUAAUUGGCCUGAGAUAAGGAUCUGUGGGGGUUACCAUGGCAACUGAUGAGGAGGGGCAGAUAGCGCGCCCACUCUUUAAAUACCAGGCGUGCAGGAAAUCAGUUUCAUUAAAUGGGUUAAAGUUUUCUAGAAAUGUUCACCAAGGCAGAAUAACAGGCAUUUUGUUUUAGGAUUUCAAUGUCCACAUGGCGUUUAUUCGGUAAAUUGGGAAUUCUGAAGAACUAACAUUACAUUCAAAUUUUAGGCCGAAAAAAUAUAUCUUUCACUCUGCUAUAGUUUCCUACAUGCCAGCGUGCAUUUAAAAAAAAAAAAUUAUUUUUAUUUUUAAAAGUGUAGUUAUUUUAGUUGUGACUAUAACCAUAUUGCAGAUAUUCAUUCGAUCUUUUCUCCAAGUUAUCCAUGCUGGAUGAAAUGUUAGAAUAGUUGUAAGACGUAACAUUCAUUUCAGAGGGCAGCCUUUUUAAGAUGUUCCAAAAUGGAAUUUAAACCACCAUUCUCCACACCAUAACCACUUCACCUCUUGAAAGUGGUUACAGUGCCUGGUGUCUCCUGGUACUGUCCCACUGUUCAUCAUUAAACUGAUUCUGAUUUAUUCGAUACUGAAUGUGGCUCCUCUGGUUCCUAUAGCUUCCCCAUCGCUGAAGGUAUGGUUAAGACGGAUCCACAAUCGUUAUACCAGCAAUGGGCAGCAGCGAUAGCCGUAGUGGGCUCAGCCUGUUGCAUCUCUACUUUGCAAACAUGGAAGUUAUGGACCGAGCAGCAGAGAGUUGCCAGGGAGCCUUAUUCACUGUCAAACCAUUUGAAAACACAUAACAAUGCGAUUAGUAGCAGGGGACAAUGAUAUGAAGUAGUUAUGGUGCUGAUUGUCCCUCUAGCCAGCUUGAUGUACUGGAGGGAAUGGGGAGUAGCUAUCCCAUAUUGAUCAGAAAACCCUCUUUUUCUGUGGCAGUAUUUUAGUGUUCCUCUAUCUCCCUUUUUAUUUAUGGUUUUACUAAAUCAUCAUUUCUUUCUACAGGUGUCUGCCGACCGUGUAACGAUACAGAAAUCCUGAUGGCUGUUUGCACUAGUGACUUUGGUGACUAAAUGUUUACUUUAACUUUUCCAUCCCCCAUCAACUGUUUGUUGGGAAUGCAUGGAUGCAUUACAGUAUGUAUGGUUGUUGGUCUGUAUUUGGGCACCAAGGUGUUAUCUGGGUAUAGCGCCUAGCAUGGACUAACCAAAAUGUGUGCAAGUUACUGCGCUGUCUUGCACGAAAGUGUAUGUGUUAAAGUGUGUAUGGUAACAACGAAUUUUUAUUCAAUCAAAAAUAAAUCAUAUUUUCCAGUUAGUUUCACCAGAUUGUUUACUAAUCAAUAAUGCUUUUCAACGAGGUUCAAAACUGGCAAUUCACCGGGUUGUUGAUGGGUUUAAACAAGACAUACUUAUCUUUAGCAUAUUCAUCUUUAGUUCUUUCUUGAAGUCUUAAAUCUCUCGCUGAUCCUUGUGUCUGGGAAACGGUUAAUAGCGAAUAAGAAACGUGUCGCAAACUGUGGAACACUGCCGUAUAUCUGUUUAAAGCACUAGAAUUUUUCUGGUUUGUGACUUAUUUAUAUUUUUUGUAAUCUUACAAUUCAGGCAUCCUUGUAGAAUAAAAAAAAAAAAAUUGCAUCUUCAUUGCAGUUGGUAAAGUAGACUUUCAGUUAUUGACUACAAACCUACAAAUCUGUGAAUGCAGCGAGAGCUGUCAAGGGUCUUGUCUAAUCUGCCUAUAUUACCAGAAAAUAAUUUAGAAACGUGAGCAGCGUUAUAAACUAUCUUUAUUUUGCUUUCCUUACAGUGUCUGGGUUGGUUGUUUUUUUUGGAAAGGUCACUUUAAUUCAUGGUUGGUCACUUGAGAAGACGUUUGACUUUUUGUGUUGCUAGUGGGUGUAGUCAGGACUCUUGGCUUAGGGAAAAUGACUGUGUUUAAUUCCAGGGCUUGGCUUGAUCCGGUGGAAUGCAGUUAUUACCCAGCCAAGCGUCCAGUAUCUUCCCAACCCCCUAUCCUAUUUUCUUUGGAGUUCUUACCUAAAUCUCAUUUGCCCCCCUGCUGUAUUUUUAAUAAAGGGAGAGGAACGAUUGUGGUUGGAUAAGAGGCUGAGAAGUGCAUUGCUUCUGUACUUGAAAGUUUAAAUUCUUGACUCAAGUGUAGGCCUCAGACCUGCUGUGCUGUGAAAUUGUUUAAUUGCACUAUGAAGUCAACAAGUCUCCAUUUUAACCCUCUCUGGGACGGUGUGAACAACAUAUUUCUUUCCAGAUUAUGAAACCUGUUCUUCUUGGAAUUCCAAUUUGUGAAUAGGGCAGAUUAUGUUCUAGAUUUGUAACUGAAAUGUCUAAAGAGUAUUGACCAAAUGUCCCACUUGGCUUGUUCCUGGAACUGUCCCCAAUCUCCUUUUGUCCCAGCUUAUUAGGACAGUCUUCAUUAAUCUGUGUUUCACUCUCUACAUGUUGUUGGAUUCAAACACCAUGAUCUUUUUCCAAGGAAUUUUGGACAAAAAAACAAUUUCACACACCUCCUCUAGAUUAGAACAUUGCCCAGGUGAUCACCGUCACUCUGCUCAGACACUGGUCGACUUGAUGCCACCUGUCAUGAUUAUACAAAUGCAACCACCUUAAAACCCCCUUGCUAGGUGCUCGCUCUCUACUUCUGGAACCUCCUGAUUUAAUUUUUAUUAAAUCUGUUCAAGUAUAGUUUUUUUUUUUUUUAAGUUCUGUGUCGAUAAAGAACAUAACGUGCUUUUAAUAUCUAGGUUGAAACUAUUUAGUCUUUGCCGUUCUUAUGAAUUCUGUUCUAGUUUAAAUAAAACCCUUUUGUUAGUGGUUUGUUUGUGUGUGUGUGUGUUGUUAUAAUUGAGUUAAAUGUCAAACUUUAUCCUUUUUAGAACCUCUAUCUAAAUGGAGGUGACGUACAAAUGAACCACAUGAUAAAGCUUAUGCACUCACAUGUACUAACUGUCCAUGUCUCUUUGCAGUUGUUCGUGGCAACAUCCGUGCGGUAGAAAACGAUGCCGAGCUGCAGGAGUCUGUGAUUGGGAUCAGCGCCACCCGAGUCCACCGUCAGAAAUUCAUACUCUUCCAGCCUCGCGGACACUCUGUAAAAUCAUUGGGAGAUAUUCGGACUCCUCUGAGCUGUGGUGUGAAAACUGGACCUGGCAGUUUCCUCUUUAUGGGCUGGGUACAUUUUGGAGAUGCAUGGCUGGGCUGUGCCCCCCGUUACAAGGACUUUAAACGAAUAUAUGAAAGAGCAUUACAGGCCCAUGAAAACCCAUGUGAGAUUGCACUGGAUUAA
Molecule: messenger RNA, 84372 nt
Organism: Pelobates cultripes (western spadefoot toad)
Lineage: Eukaryota; Metazoa; Chordata; Amphibia; Anura; Pelobatidae
Source: the annotation of a GenBank genome assembly